Molecule: messenger RNA, 87653 nt
Organism: Podarcis lilfordi (Lilford's wall lizard)
Lineage: Eukaryota; Metazoa; Chordata; Lepidosauria; Squamata; Lacertidae
Source: the annotation of a GenBank genome assembly
AUGGAAAGAGAGGUAAGUGGCAGGAAGGGGGGGGGGCUGGUGGUGUGCAGAUUAGCAGCCGCCACCUCCUCCUCAGCCAUUCCUUUGAGCCUUGUGGCCUUGGGAGCUCUGCAGCCAUCAAUUUUAUUGCCUGCGUUUAGCUAACAGUUUGAGGUCACAUCUGAAAAGAAAGUUGCAAGAAUUGGCCCUUCCUAUUAACAGUUUCUGCAUUUUUGAGUGGCAGCUGAUGGAAUGAGUAAGCCAUCACAAUAGACUUGCAGGACUGAGUCACAGAAACCUAAUUUUCAGGUAAGAAAUUGCCCCUUCACAUAAUAAUCCAGACCCACUCGGCUUCUUCAUGAGAAGUGUGAGUAAUUUUCACCUUGCAGUAUUAUUCAGCAUGAUUAUUAUCAUCUGUUUACAACUGUCUCAUGAACGAAAUGUAUUCUUUUCUGCCCCCUCAGAGCGUGUUCGUUCUCUCUUUCUCUCAUACACACAGUGUGAGUCCUUGUUGAGUAUCCCUUUCCUAUUUUACUCCCCUCCCCCCACUUCUCUAGUAAUGUCAAUGGAUGGUGACACACUCUCCAAGAGCGUAUCUGAUGUGUUCCAACACAGAUCCUUCCUGCUCAUCAUGUCAGAUCUAAGCUUCAAUUUGGAAGGCUUUCAGCAUCUCUCGUUGGCAGGAGAAAUGAAUUGGGAGAUGCAGAGAGACUGCUCUUGCAGCCAAAUUUCAGUCACGCAGGCUCACGGUCCUAAUGAAUGCCCUUGAAGCAGGUACGGUAAACAUCUGAGGCUGGGAUUUUGCUGCUUUCAGAAGGCAAAAUCAUUGAGCUGAAUGCAGCCCUUUCUGACUUCACUGAAAACACUGAAGACCCCACCCCUCCCCCAACACAUCUACUUUAUUACCAGUGCUUAUUAGGGGAAUGUUGAAUGCUAACGUGCAGAGAGCCUUUAGUGGUCUGCACUUGAAGUAGCUGGUGUAUAUUUAUUAUGGUUCAUAAAAUACAUUCUGCAUUGUUUAGUAGUCCCUUCCCUAUAUUUUACCCUUUGACGAACACUUCUGACUUCACAUAUUUCCAGUUUUAAAAUGUUUUUUUUCAAAUAUCUGCAAGGCACUGGGCAGUGGUGCAAAGAUUUGCAACGCUUGAGGCAGACACAAAAGCCAUGUUUGACACAGUUUCCAAAACCAUCUCAGGAGCUCAAAUGUCACGACAAACUGUGGGUUACCAAAUGUUGUUUUCAUGAGUGGUUCUUGGCUCUCACUGUCUGUUUUUGUGCUGCUUGGUUCUCAGGCUCAGAUGAAACGAGGGUGGGAGGAACAACUGAGGUACAUGUUGCACCUCUUAAAUCAGGGGUCACCAACAUGGUGGUCAAGGGUGCAGUGGCCUUUCUCUGCUGCCUACAAAGCCUUUGAGAUCUCUUGCUUCCUGCCGCAUUGGUCAUGAGGGUAGUGAGGGUGGUUCCUUUUCAAGGGAGAAAAUUUUAUACUGCUACUACACAACUCUAUAUCUGUGUGGCAUGUGACCAUACAUGUCUCAUGGGCUGAGUGGGAUUCAAUAAGCUAAAGCUUAAUCCUGAGAAGGUGGAGGUCUUGUGAAUGGGUGGGUUCCAGGAGACCCAUAAUCUAUCUGUUCUCUUCUAGAAACGGUUGCACUUCCUGCAAAGGAGCAGCUGUGUAGUCCUGGGGUACUGCUUUGGACUUCAGUGUCAGAUGGGUGAAAUGGCUAGGAACACCUUUUACCAGCUAUGACUGUUCCAGAACAGAAACAGCCUUGCCAAUGUGACCAAUGGAUUGGUCACAUCAUGAUCGAAUUAUUGUAAUGUGCAUUGUGUGGGGUUGCCCUUAAGUCAGGUCCAGAAACUGCAGCUGGUGCAGAAUGCAGCAGUUGGGGUGUUGGUACAGGGCAUCCUUCUUCCCACAUGCAAUAAUACCACUCUGCAAAGAACUGUACUGGUUGCCAGUAGGAUGCUGGGCCAGGCUGAAGGUUUUAAUUUUGCACUGUAAAGCGCUAAGUGGUUUGUGACAGGGCUACGUGAAGGAGCACCUUUUCUGUUGUGGCACCCUCUCAGUGGAAUCACCUACCCUCUGAACUGCAGCAAGCGCCAGCAGUUAUGUCAUUCCGACACAUGCUAAAAUUUCCCAUCCUUUAUUUUUCCAGGCCUUUGUUGGAAACUAAUGCCAGUUGCUUUGAAUUAAUUAAUGUUAUUGCUCCGCUGGCUUGUGUAUGCUGCUGUUUCAUUUUGUGGCUACAGUUUUAAUGUAUUGUUUAUUGUAUGCUGCCUUGUGAUUUCAAGGCAUUAUUAAAAAUAUUUUCAAUAAACAAGUAUUUUGGACUUUCCAUGCUGCACACUUUUCCUUCUGGCCCUCAGUCACCACCCCUUUUUAUCCAGCCUUGUGCCUCCUCCUCCUUUCUGUGCUGACAAAAGUUCCAUCUUGUGUAAAGGCAACCCAUAUAGAUUAUAUACAGUAAUGUGAGUGUAUGCUGAAAAUAUUGGGGUUAAUUGCCUUGCAGAACUUGGAAGACCAGCACAGCAUUUUGAUUCUAGAAACAUCCUGUCUUUCUUCGUAUUCUUACUGCUGCGUGUUUGAAAAGGCUGCUGCCAUGUGCAAGACGUGUUUGUUCCCCUUUUCUUAGUAUAUUGCAAUGAUUUUGGCCGGAAGAGGCUAAUCGAAGCCACCCAGUGUUGAUGUUUUCUUGCUGACAGCCUCAUCUUAAAUAGUCCCUUUUAUUCUCUUGGCCAUGAACAGAUGUCACUAAAUUAACUCCAUUGAAAGUAAAUGUCUUACAUUGUCAGCACAAUUAACAUACAUUGUCCAUUCUUCUCAAAAGUUUCUAGCAUUUUUUUUUUCUAAUUGAGCAUCUUUUUAAAAGAGUCUGACAAUUUUCCAUCCAGAUGUGGAGUGUUCCAGCAUCUUGUAGUGAUAGUAUUAAACAAAACUCACAAGAGUAAAAUGGUGCUGGCCUUAUUCUGCUUUGGAAGCAAUGCUUUCUUUCCCCUCACUCUUUCCUCUAUCCAGUCUAUUGGAUCAGUCCCAUCUGAUCAGCUCAUGAAUAAAGGCUGCAAAGGAAACACUACUUGAGUUGAUUGCUGUAUUUUGGCACUACAGAGACCAUGGAAUUACAAAGAUUCAGGGGAGGUUUAAAAAGUUAGAGCCUCUAGUUUUAACAUAUAAACAUAUGCAUGAAUAUUUGGGGAAAGAAAGUGCUGGAAACUUGAACUUGAAGUAGCUUUUCACUGGUUGUGUGUAUACUUGGAGGACUAAAUAGAGCUUAUAACUCAGUAGUAAAAUUACUGUCAUUCUGAUCCCAUUAGUGAUCAGUACUAACUGUUGUGGACGAUAAGCAAAUUGGGACAUAAUCAUUGGCUACUGGGUGUGUAUAUAAAAAGCUGUCAUGCACAAUGAAAGAGCACUCCUUUGAAGGACAUGUGCUUUUUCUUUCUCAAUGCCUGCCCAUCUAAGGUCAAAUGUGAGAUCUCGAAGAAAGAGUUGUGUAGCCAGGUUUUGUUGCUUUCUUCUAACACUGACGUUCCAUUUUGGGGUAAGACGUUAUUUUCAUUGCAUAGAGUCCUAUUAGUGUAAGCAACAGGUCAUUCAGUUUGACCCGAAGGGCUGAAAUGUUUAAUGUAAAAAUACGCCUUCGUACACAAGAAAUAUGGAUUCCUCUCUGUUACAAAGAGAAGAACUGAUUGAUUUAUGAGCUGGGAUUCAAUAAUUUCCAGGAGUUGUUUCUCCUUUCUUUUACCAUGGGUGAGUGUGUGUGGUAUAUCUGCAUUUUGCCAGAGCAUCAAAAACCUCAAAGGUGUUUCUUUGUUUUAUAAUUGUAUUGGGAAGGAGGAACGUUUGGUUAGAAGAGGAACUGAAAGCAAGAAAGGUUACAUUGCUUUCAGUAAUGCUGGAUGAUGAGUGCCUAAGACAGUGGUUUUCAACCAAUGUGCCGUGUCACCCUGGGGUGCCUUGAACGAUGGUCAGGGGUGCCGCGGGCAACACUGGCCUCUGGCCUUCUUUCCUUCCUUCCCUCCUCUCAUGCCUUCUCACGUCUCUGCCUCCUAAGGGCUUGCACAGCUGUUUGUUGCAGCAGCCCUGACUACAGGCUCCCCAGGCGAAUGGUGCCUCUAGGUCUGGCCAGGGGGUGCUUCCCAAGCCCCUAUGGAGCAGUGUGAGGAGGCACCUCUCUUUGGGGUGGAGGGGAGCAGCUCUGAGACCAGGGAUGGCAGCUGCGGCUGCCCAGAGGACUCUCAAGGAAAGGAGACAGGAGAGGAGAGGAGGCUGAGGGAACACUCCACAAGGGAGGGUGUUUGAAUAACGUUGAGAGGCUGCCAGCUCUGCAGGCAAGGCGUGACAUAACUGGGCUCCUGAGCUCCACAGGGGUGCCACUGAAAGAAUGUAGUUGGUCAGGGGAGUCGUGGACCCAAAAAGGUUGAAAACCUCUGGCCUAAGAGAUCUUCUCCUCAGUCAUCCUGAGGUAGCUCCCCUCCCACAAUUGCUAUCACUACUCUUAAUUGUUAAGUCCAGUGUCUUUAACUGCUGUAACCUCUCAUAAAACUUAGAAAACAAAACUUUUGCAAUUGCUUCAACACUUCCUGUAUUUUAUAAAAGCCUGUCUCAUUGACUCAUAUUUCAACAACAACAACAACAUACCGCAAUUGCAGAUGUGUAUCCUUCUUUUGUGUUUCUGCAGUAUUUGGGGAUGGUAGGAGAGGAAGGCAAUACAAAACAUUGAAACCAUGCAUAGAAAAAGGAGUACUGAGGUGGUUCAUGUAACGCCUACUUUCCUUCUGCUCUCAUUACCCUGUGGACAUUUUGAUGGUCGAAGAUUUUCCACACCUCUAACUUUAUAUAGCCAUGCCUGUAAUUCUGAUUUUGAAUAAAGGCAUUACAUAAAACAAUAUAUGAAUAGGUAAAUGCAUUUGCUACAUGAAAUCUCCCCAGCAGUGCAUUGUCACAUUACCCACUGGUAAUAGCUUUGCAAGCUACCCUCAAACUUGCCAUUGAUUUAUCCCAUGAUUUGAGAGCCUGCAGAGCUAUUCAAGAGAAACGGGAGCCAUGGAGUUUGAGGAUCAGUUCAGGUGCAUCAAAAGCCAUUGGUCUCCCAGCAGCCAAUAAAGAAGGGUUGUAAAUCACUUGAGGCUCUAUUUUUAGUUCUGCUAUAUAAACAAAACCUUUAGUUUCUCCAACUAUUUAAGUUCGCAACCCAUCUCAGUCAUAAUAUGCCAAGCAAGAUAAGUGCACAGGCCUUUUAAAACAUAGCAGCUAUACUGCAUUUGACAGUAAUUUACAUUAAUUUAUUUCAUUUAGUGAUUAGAGCUUCUGGAAUAUAAACUGCAUCGUUUUACCAAAUAGUGCUUUGGAAUACAUAGGGCUUCUCUUCUGAAGCUAAUGGGAUUAGAUUAGAAUGGGAUUCUUGCAGCUCAAAGUACAUAAAACGGAUACUUCUGAAGUGUUCGAUACCUCACAAUUCAGCAUUUGAUGGACUAAUUAAGCAUCUAAACAUGUCUUUGCCAUUUUUCUUGGCUCUAAAAAUAUCUUCUUUUUACUGCUGAAACUGAAACGUCUCUCAGUAAAAUUGCAUAAAAUAGACUUAAAUACAUGAACCAUCUGCCAAAUAAAUUCCAUCUUCCCAGGGUGUGCUGGCAUGUAAGGCACAGGAGCAAAAUAGACUUAUUUAUUUAGCAUAUGGGUACCCCAGUCUUUGGCCCAAGGGCUCUCAGAGCAGCUAGUAGUCAUUAAAACACAAUAAAACAAUAUACUAAAACAGCAGAAGAGCAUAACACGACAUGAAAGGAACAACAAACCUAAAACCAGAAGAUCCCAAAAGAAGAGGCCAGGGCAGAUAAAGAGUUGCCCAGUGCUGAAAAGACAUCUGAUGGGGUGCCAGUGAUUCUCUCUGGGGAGGACAUCACCUGGCUCAGGUUGCUGACCUCCUCACCUCUGAAUGCAUGGGGUCUCAUUCUUAACUUCUAGGCAUGAUCAUGGGGGAGAAUGCUGCCUUUAAGUUACAUGAGUCCCAAGCCAUGUUGAGAUUUAAAGGUGAAGUCCAGCACUUUGAAUUUUACCCAGAAAAUAACUAGAAGCCAGUGCUUCCUGGGAGCAUAUGUUUCGUACACCUGGUCACAGUCAGUAACCCAGCUGUAUUUGGAACCAGCUGUAGUCUGCAAAGCCUUCAAAGGCAAACCAAGGUACACUGCAUAUCAGGGAAACUGUUUCCCUUUAAAACAGCUCCCAUAGUACGGAGUUUAUGCUGAACAAAUAGGUAUUCGAGGACCCAUUGUUCUCAUUUUUAAAGAAACAUUGGAAAGAAGUCAUGCAUUUGUCUUGCAUUGAGGCAGGGCCAUGAGUGCAGCCCACAUUGCCAGCUAUUGAUUGAUGGUAGCUAUCCAAAAUCUUAAGACUAUCUCUCUUAGCUAUGUCUAAGAUCCUUUGUGUCUAUGCCAAGCACCGAGUCUGGCACCUUCUGUAUGUAAAACAGAGGUGAAUAGAUAAACAGCUCUGUUCUACUUUUGAUAAGAUGUCGUUCUGGUUUCUAGAAUUUGAUGUGAAUGGUCUGAAAGUAGAUUGCUCUCUAAAGCUAAGCAGUUGUGAUUUUAAUUUGUUUUAAACUGUUUUUAUUGCUAUCUUUUAUAUUGUUGCAAUCCACCCUGGAACCUUCUGGUGCAGGGCAGGUAAUAAAUUUAACCAUAGUAAUAGUAGUCAUUAUUGUUGUUGUCUUGACCCUUCCCAAACUAAUGAGGGAUUGCUUGGGGCUCUCAUAUUCUCUGAGCUUCUUGGGCAACACAUAAGCAUAAUAACAAAAUCCUUGAUUUCUUGUCACUCUGAUUAUCUUAAACUGGUUUAGAUUUUAAUCUAAACUAUGAAGUUUGGGUCGUGGUUGAUUUGAAGCAGUCUGUAUCGAUGUAAACUCUCCAUACCAGUGAGAUGUGCCAUAACUUGCUGGGCAGACAUAUACAAAUUAUUUUCCCCAUUGAUGGAUCCAAAUGCUUUUGAAACCCCCUUGUUGGUGCUUUAACUAGGGUGGUUCAGCUAUGGCGAUGCUACCGUAAAGGGAAAUUUAGAAAAAAAACCAUGUUAAAUUUCACUUUCAUUAUGAGCAACUGAAGAAGCAUCAAGCAUCAGCAUUUGCCCCUGAAAUGAAAAGUUGUAGGAGGCCCUAAGUAGUGUCGAGAGGAGACUCGUCCCCCCCCCCCCAGCAUUUUGUGUGUAUUAUAGGCAAGAAUAAGAAGUGGUAUUUCAUCCACUCAGUGCUGAGUUCUCCAAGAUUUGGCAGCUUCCUGAGUUUAUUUUAACAUCACUUAUUUUGUAUUAUUUUGUCCCAUUGUUUUGAGCACCAUACCCAACCAAGAAGAUUCCUGAGCCAAUAAAUUGAGACAAUAGACCUUAACUGUUGUCAAGGAGAUAUUAUUAUGAUCUAUAUGUAAGUGCCCAUUUAGCCGAUAGAAUGCAAAGUAUCCACUUGUUACAAAGCUAUCAUCUGAGUGUGUAUUUAAACUAUUGUCAUGCUGCAUCGUAUUUACUAUGUGUUCUAAUGAUUCCAAAGGAGCCAUUAUGGUCUAUUAUGUGGCUUACAUAUUUAAACUGCAUAGUUAAAAAGCUUUUGGAAUUUAAAACUAAUCAGAAAGCCUAUAUAGUGGAUAUCUAAGCUUGCAAGAUAGGAUUCUAACUUAACAUUAAACAUCACAAUAGCAGAUUAAUAAUAAAAAAGAAGAAAGCACACAGAUUAUUAUGUGUUCCAUUUGUGGGUAAUUAACUUUAAUUGAGGAAAAAUCUGUGCAUCAUGAAUAUCAAUCAGAAACAUUUCAGUUCUCUUCCCAAAUUUGCUUCUCUUACAAGUUUGUUAUAAUUCUCUAGAGACACCAAGACAUUUCAUGUUCCCAUUUCUUCUCUUCCUCUUUUGCCCACAUUUACUCUCUAGGUCAGGUUAGAUGUUGCAGGUAUGGACUAAAGCCCAUCUAAAAGGCUUUGGUUCAAUGUUACAGCUCCUUUGUAUGCAAAAAGUCCCAGUGCUCUGGAACUCUGGCGAGUUGCUGCUGGUCAGAUAUGGAGCUAGGUGACCCAAUGGCAUUAUUCAGUAUAAGGCAGGCUCUUCUGUUCCUGAAUCAUUAGGCUGAGAGAUAAGAGUCGAGAGAAACCUUUAGCUGGCAAUCAAAAUGGUUUACCAAGCUGGAUAGCAGAACCUAGAAAAUGCUGGUACAGAAUUCUGUGUUGGUUAAUUAGACUCUUUCUGACACACUGAUUUUACAUGUUUAUUGCCAGCUCUCCCCCCUAAUUGCUCCCAUACCCUUGACUGGAUGUGUGAAAUCUUCUCCCUUGAAUGCUUUUGAUGUGCUUAGCAAAUACAGACCCUAAAUACUACAUCAAAGACACCGGUUUGGGCAGAAGACUUUGCAUGUUUCCUUAUGGCAUAGAAGUGUUAGUCUGCUAGUGGGAGAGGAUAGAGGACUAACAAGAGUCAGUAGAAGAUUGGGGGUUGUGGUUUUAAGAAAGAAGGGUGGGUAAAAUUCAUGCCAAGCAGACUGCUGUGUGGAAUUAUUGUUCAUAGUAUGGCUAGAAAUGCUAUUGUGUGUUAUUGUCUGAAUCCACUCAGUUCCAGCUAUUUUACCUGAAGGCCAAGUCUGCAUCUGGGAACUGUGAAGUGUUGGGAAUUACCUUUAGACUUCAGGUCCCUUGAGUUUCCUCUGAUCCAGCAAGUAUUUACUUGAGAAUUUAUUUGCUGCAGGUAGGUUAAUUCUGAAGUGCAGGAGCUCAUUAUGAUGUCCACCUUAGCCAUUCCUCUAAGGUGAGCCCCAAAAUCCAAACAGCUGUGUUGAUCUAUAUACAGCAAACAUGCAAUACCCCUCUUACAGAGCAGCAGUACCAUGCAUGAAACCCAGUUUAUUAGGCUCACCUGACAAUAGAAGAGUAAAAUAUUCACAGAACAAAUUCAAGUUGUAAAACAGAUUGAGCUUUAACAAAAGAUCUUCAGUAAGCAAAUAUGCAAUUUUCCCCUUUCAACUAAAAAGCCCAGCAAUCCUGCAAAAAGAGUGAUACCAUUUGAAGUAGGGCCCCCACCACCAAAGAAAAGAAGGGGAAGUAUCUAGUCUUUCCUAAGCUAUUUUUCUCAUACUCUGGCAUCCUCUCUCCUAAUCUGUCAUGAACAAUAGGAAUUCCAGAGCUCCCUCUUCCUCUUCCUUCACUGCACCACUAGCUACAGGUCCCAAAGCAAGUGGUGAAAAGGGCAGUGUUCCCAUGGCCUAUCUACCCAUAUCCCAGUCCCUAUCCCUCAGUGCCUGACACCUAGUCUUCGGGAUAUGAAACUGAAUUUUCUGUUAGGUAUGGUUUCUCUAUAUUACAGUAAAGUGAAAUGUUAACAGAGUCAAAUGAAAAUGUAGCCUUGUUGAUAAUAUUAUUUACCAUGAUUACAUUGUCUUUUUAAUAAUGCUGAUUUUUUCCUUUAGCAAGUAGCACCCAUAAGAGAGUGCUGUUGGCUAUAAUGUUGGCUGUCUGGUUCAGAUCUGUCUAAUACAAUUUAAUCAUUUUUAAUUCUGACAAAGUGGCUGCGGGUUUUAAUUUGAUGCUUAGAGUGCAGGCUGGGAACAACAGAUUCCAUGGAAGCAAGCAAGGCUUUUUAAUUCCUAUUCAGUGUCCCAGUGUACCUAUGAAGGUAGAAUGCUCUGCCUUUGUGGGCUAAAUGAGAACACCGUUAAUGUGCUUGAGGACCUGAAGACCUCUCCUGCAUCCUGACAUGUGCCAUCACAUUGGUGAUCCACAUCUUUCAUUGCGAGGGUUCUGCAGAAAUCCUUUGGUUAGUUUUAACCGUACAGUAUUUCAUAAUCAAAAGCUUCAGUGGUUUGAACCUCAGAUCAUUUAUUUCUAAAUUACUUUUCCCCAUAAUUCUUAUUAAUUCAAAUAGGAUUUUGAUUUGAUAUAGAACUUCGUAAAUGGGAGAAUGAGCUUAAUGAAUUGAAAGAUAGGAUUGUCUUAAAGUAAAUGUUAAAAAGAAUAUGCUGAUAAUUGCUGAGAUGGAAAUCAAAUCUUAAUGACUUUAAUUUGUCGUGAGCGCCGUGUUUAUGAAAAAAAUAUGGAAUAUGUUUCCAGCAGACAUUUUCCUUCUGCAGUAGUCAGUAUUUUUAAUUUGAUAGUGCUUGCUCUGCUCAAGAAUGUGUCUAUGGGUUCUGCAACCUUAUAUUGAAUAAAUUAUUUCCUCUCCAUUUGUGAACAAUAAGAGCAUAAGUAUUGCUGUAGUGGAUCACACCAAAGGUCAGUCUGGUUCAGCAUUCUAACACUGACCAGCUAGUUCUCCACCCACCCCCAAGUUCACAAACUAGGCAGAUAAUAGUGAUUCUCAUCUUUGGCCCCUGCCAUCCGGUUAUCAGUUCUGUGCUUCUUCCCAAAACAAAUGUGAUUUUCUUUUUUAGUUUCUACGCAGCCCUACAUAUGUGUGAGUACUAUGGAACCUGGUUAGUUUUGCCACAGCCUGAUAAUCUUUGGCUUGCGGGAACACAGAGGUGGGCUUUUUCACUGGGGACUUCAGUGCUGUGGAAUGCUCCCCCUGAAAUAAAAGAGGUCCCAUUAUUGCUGGCAUUCCACCAGCUCCUGAAGACACACCUAUUUAGGCAAGCAUUCCACUGAACCAAACUUGCAGUUUUAUUAACUGUUUUAAUUGCUAAACUUUUUUAGUAGCUCCUUUUAAUCGCGCAUUUUAAUUAAGGAUUGGUUUUAAAGUUGAAAAAUGCUCUGAUGCCAUUUUGGCAUAUAAGCAAUAUAUAAAUUAAUUAUUGUUGUUGAGUUGGCUGCAGAGAUAGAACAUUUUAGAAAAUUCUGGGUGAUUGCGAGUGCUGGCUUCCAUUGCAUUAAGAGGCCUCCUGGGUCAUGUCAGUGGCCCAUCUAGUCCAGCAUCCUGUUCUCACAGUGACCACCCAGUUUCCCCAGUGAGAAGCCUACAGUCAGGACCUUUCUUCUGUGGUUUCUAGCAACUGGAAUUCAAGAGCAUACUGACUCCAAUUACUGCAGGUAGUAUCUUAACUAAUAGGCUUCAGCAAACCUCUCUUCCAUAAAUUUGUGAAGUAUUUUGUUUUGUUUAACAGUUAUACUAUUAAACCACACAAAAUCCCGUGACAGCGAAUUCCAUCAAUUAAUAGAAGCUUUGUGUGGAGUACUUCUUUUUAUUAGCUCUAGUCAUUCGUGGCCUGGAAUAUUGAUGGCAUGCAGAUUAAUAUCUGCUCACAGUAGUUUGGGUGCCUUUGCAAAGUCUUUAUGUACCUUUCAGUCUCCAUAGUACUUUGGCUUGGUUGAUCUAAGAGAGAUUAGCCUAAAUCAAGUGUAGAAUUAAAACUGGUGUUCUGCUUAAACGUUACGUGAUGUUUAUUUUUAUUUUUUUAAGCCACAGGUUUCUUACAGGUUUGUUCUGGUUGACCAAACAUUUGCACUUAAUGUAUAAAAUAUGAGUCAUUAAAAUGUUUUCCUUGUUGACAUGUAGAAGUCAACUGAAAUGAUACAGUCUUCUGUUUCCGAAAAUGUUCUUAGCUUUUGGCGAGUCUCCAAGUGAAGGAAAUCCCACAAGUGUGAAACAGGUUCCAAAAACAUACCAGGGCAUUCAUUAGUGGGCAGCUUGAGUUCUGUCUCUUCUUGAUGACUUCAGGCCAUUUGGCUCAAACCAGUCCUCUACUGAGGCACAAUAUUUGAGGAGGGAGGGUUGUCCAUUCCCCGCCCCCAUAUAGCUGAAGAGGGUGCAUUCACUUUGUUUUAUUUCUUUCAUCCGCCAAUGUUGCGUUUCCAAUGCUGUCGGUGCUUAAUAGUAUCUUUAACUGAAAAAGUGUAGUAGGUGCUGCAAGACCAGGGGUCAGCAAAAACUUUUUAGCUGCGGGCUGGUGCACUGUCCCUCAGACCGUGUGAUGGGCUGGAAUAGCGGCACCGGGGGGGGCAGCUUGAAGAAGAGGUGAGGGGGGCAUGUUGUCCUCCUCCCCAGCCCCCAGCCUCAGCCCCAGCUAAUGCGCUUACCUUCCCAGGGGCUGCCACCACCCAGGGGCUUCCCAGGGGCUGCUUCUCAUGGGCAGGCAGACAGGAGCACCAGGGCGGUGGCGACAAUGGCAGAGGGAAGAUGAGCAGCGCGAAAGGGCUGGCUCCGGAGAGGGGCUGCUUAAAAUGGCGCUCAGCCAGCUCAGCCCAGCCCCCUUUCUUCUCUAGGCAGGGCGGGGAGAAGCCAGGAGGAGGGAGGGAGGAGGUGCAGCCGUGGUGUGUAUGAGGGAGAGGGGGGGGAAAUGGUGUAGAAAAAAAUGGCGCAACCCAAACAAACAGAUCCCCAAACCGAUCCACGGACAUUUCGUGGGCCAGAUCCUGAAGGCAGUUGGGCCUGAUCCUGCCCGUGGGAUUUGCCGACCCCUGUGCUAGACAAAAACCAACAAGGACUCAAAUGCUUUUCUGUAUAUUCCUAAGACAUAGCUAGACAAAGGGCGAGAGCCCGUAAUCAUAGAGGUUCCUUGUUUUAAAAGUGGGAGUGUGGGGAAUUGGAUUAGGGCUAUGGCAGUCGGAGAGUAGGCUUUUUAACCUUUUCCUCUGCAUUGUGUUCCUGAUUUAAAAUAACUUUUUAAAGAGCAAAGCUGCCAUUUGCUUCGUGGAAGGAGGGAAUUAGAGGGCACCUGUGAGAAGCAAUUAGUGGAGGCAUAGUUUCUUCCUUUAUAUAGGCACAGGAAUGGAUGGACAGAUAGAUGGUGUUUUCAGCCAAGUGUUGCCUUACUUUGUUCGGGGGACCCUUUAUCUACUUUCCAUCUCUCACCUGCCCCAAUAUAGUCAUCACUCUGCUUACCUUUUUCCUCCUCAACUCCUAGUUGUUUGUCCUUUUUUUUUUUUUUUUUUGCUUUCAUGCCAUGAGCAAGUGAAAGACGAUUGCGCUUGGUGUCUUUGAGCGGGCUCAAAAGCUACACUGGAGCGAGAGAAGCAGAAACGACAGUAUGCAGAACGUAGAAUGCAGAGCUGUGCUUCUCUCCCCCUGCCCCACCCCCCAUUUCUGCAUUGUUUAAUACUCUAACCUAGAUAUUGCUGCUGACACACUGGCUUCAGUUCAUUAAAAGGUGUAGGAGGGGGGAAUUCAGAGCUUCUGACAGUAAAAUAUUACCUAGCUCACUGGGUAACUGAAUGGAAGAAUUUAUUUUGUUCUCUGCUUUUGGACUAUCAAAGCAUCACCUGCUGAUUUAAAUAUAGUAAGUAGAAGUUGGGCUCUGAAAACAAGUGCAAUCAGAUGGAGCUACUCUGUUUUAGGCAAUGUCCCUCAAAUAUUUUGCACGUACUUCCUCGGUGCCUGCCUGCUGCCAGCAAAGUAUAAAUUUAAUCUUGGUUCCUUUGAUUUGAGAAUUUGCUUGGCUUUGAUGUACUGGGUAGCCUGGUACCAACUACACGCCAGUCGUUGUGCUUAGUGCAUUUGCUACAUCGGUGGUGGUGAUUCCUCAGCUGUGUACAGGGAGGGAGGCUGGAACAGGGAAGUGCCUUGGAAAAUUAAGCUGUCAUGUUGAAUGUAUCUAUUGCACUUGUCCUCUAAGAGCAGGAAGCUCCCAUGCCUUACUGAUCCCACCCACUCCUUCCUGAUAGUAAGUGCACCAUAACACCUUCCCAAGUUGUCUUAAAAAAGCUUUCGGGUUUUCCUUAAAAAGCUCAGCAACUUUGGGGGCGUCCAGAAUUUUUACUUCUUGAAAUACGGCAACCCUAGAAAACUCCACUGGGGUUACACAUCUCCCCCCAACUGCCUCCAGUGUUAUAACAGGGAAAUGAAGCUAUCAAGGACUGUAGGUCUCUUCUGACGUCCUGAGCUAUUGCUUGGGAUGAUCAUUGGAAGAAAAUUAAAUAUGUCCGCUCUAGGAAAUUCUUUGUAAUCUUGGAUUUUGCUGCAUUGUUGUCAUCGAAACUAGUAGCCAUUAUAGUCAUUUUCUCCAUGAAUUUGUCUGAUCAUCUUCUAAAGCCACCCAAGUUGGUGGCCAUCACUGUCUCCUAUGGGGAGUGAGUUCCACUGUCUCCUAUGGGGAGUGAGUUCCAUAGUUUUAACUAUGUGCUGCUUGAUGAGUACUUCCUUUUAUUUACCCUGCAUCUUCCAACAAUCAGCUUCAUUGGAUGACCACAAGUGCUAGUGUUAUGAGAGGGAGAAAAGCGAUCAACGUCCCCCAUGCAGUUUUCAAUGCAUACCUGACCCCUUUUUAUUUGAAAAUCUUACUCAGUGACUACAUAAGGCCCAUCGCUAACAGGCAGGUGGUGGCUGUUGAGUUUUUUGACUUGACAGAUUCCUGCCGUGAACACAGAGUUGGGCUUCUGCAGCAAAAUGUGCAGAGCUUUCAGGAAAGAAGGGAGCCGUAAACAGGGUACUUAAUAGUCAGUGCGGUUUCUGCUAGGUCUAGAAGUGCAUAAUUGGGUCCUCGAUAAACUGCUGGAAUGAAAAAAUAAAAUAAAGGAAUGUACCCAGUGUAAAAGCACAUUUACAUAAAGGUCUAUGUUCCAUAGUAAAGGAAAUGAGGCACAGACAAUGAAGGCUGCGGUAACUAAAAGAGACCAACCAAAAAUGCUUUCUGAGGUGCAACCUUCUGCCUUUUAGCCCAUCGCUGAGACACACAGUUAAAAGCUGUGGCACCCUGGAAAUGAGCUCUCUACUCUUCUGCCCCUUCCUUAGCCUUGAUUUGUGUUUUGCUGCAACUUCGUUAAUCAGUUUGUUUUAGAUCUUUCAGUCUGUGGUGCUUGAGAUAUUUGUGUGUGUGUGAAGAUAUGUGUUCUCAUAUGCAUAGGAGCCAAGGUCCCCUCAACCCCAGUAAAAUAUUUGAGGGGGCCGGACCCCCCAAAGUUGGUGGGUAUUGCCAUUCAAAUGGUGUGUGCUUACCUGUGCCCCCCUAUUUUAUUCAAGUUGGCACCCCUGCUCAUAUGCAUGUCUUGUUGGGGUUUUUUCUUUUGUUUUUAAGUCUCAAGAAGAGAUCUGCUCGCCUCACACCCACCCCUCCGAGGUCUCUCCCAGGGGUUAUGUUUUCACAGCCAGAUGGGAUUACCUUUCAGGUGCUUCCAGAUAUAGCCUGUCUGCAGAAGCAGCAUCUCCUAUUUUUAGCAAAAUAAUUAUGGUAUCUGUGUCUGUCUUUCCACUCAUCCUUCUAAUGAAGCUUUCCCAGCUAUAUCUGCAGUGUCCAAUGCAUUUAAUAGUUCUGUCCUUGAGAAUAUGGUUUUUAUUAGAAAGGCCCAUACAUGCAUACCCCCAGUUUUAACACGUUCAGCUUUGAUUUGGUGAGUUGCUUUUCUGCUCAAACAGCAGGUGUUGCUCUGUCACAGGUGACUAGUGUGUCAUCAGAGCUCCUGGCAUGUGCAACAGGAGGGGUCCCAAUUGCCCCCAUCCUCUUUAAAGCCGAACAGCUGCCUUAGGAUGCUGUUGUUGCACACAAGAUACUUAUCAGGUGUGUAACGUAUGCAUCUACUGAAAGGAAAGUACAAAUAAUGAACUGAAUUUGUGUUGUGUGAGCUACUUUGAACUCCAUUUUUGUCAGGUUAAGUAGUGUAUAAAUUAAAUUUUUAUCUAAAAUCAAUAGCGAAUUAGAAUAUGAAUCUUUAAUCAGCAGUCUCUUAUGAAAGGGUGCUACUUGCUGUUUUAAGAUUUCUAACUUCCAACGGAUAAAAUGGCUGUAAUCAUUUAGCUGGGAGAAGCUUUUAAUAUCCAAAAUGUUGAAGGUGAUAAUCCUUAUAGUAAGACACUAUGAGAAUUUGUCCUUGGUGUGUUUAAGUUGUUUGGUAUAAUGCAAGAGAUACUAAGUUUUCAAUGAGUUUUGAUUUACUGGCAGCCUUAAAAUACCAAUAUGAUAAAGUAUUGCACAGUUCCACUACUUCCUUAGCAUGUUGUUAGUCUAAGACUAUAGUAGAGGGACUGGCUGCAGGGAGAGGUGGUGCCAGACUUAAGCAUAUGCGGCGCCGGGGUGCAAAGAUUCGCCUGGCGCCCCCCCCCCGGUUGCCCAGUCCAGGAACUCAGGAGGGCGGAGCCGGCCGGCCACCUCAGCAUCUCACUGGUUCGGUCACCCCCAAACUCGCAGUGCAGAGCCGCCAGCAGCAGAAGAGCCCACCGCAGCUCUCUGACCAACAGGCGGGCUCUUCCCCAGACUCAACUCUCGGGCCCCGGACUCUCAGCCUGGCACCCCUGAGAGCUCAGCACCCAGGUGUCCUGCACCCCUAGUGCCUAUGGGUAAGAUGGCCCUGGUGCCAGACAUGAGAGGCAAGCAUUCCUGCCACACAUUUCCCUAAGGCAAGUUGCUGUUCACCCCAUCCAGCAAAAGUGUGUGUGUGUGUGUGUGUGUGUGUGUGUGUGUGAAUGCAACUGACAAAUCAGUGUUAGUCAGGGGUACUGUGCACCAGGUCUUCACUUAACCACAGGUCUUCAUGUGUCCAAUUCACAACUAAUUUGCUGCAUUUGCAGGGGGUGAGAGGGUAUUUGGCUUCAAUAUUGACCGAAUGUGAGUUGACCUGUCCUGUCUUUUUCUUUUUCUUUAACAUCUUAAGGUGAUGGACAGAAUUUGGUUACAGAAGAUGUGACCGUCGUAGAGGGGGAAGUUGCCACCAUCAGCUGCAAAGUCAGAAACAGCGAUGACUCCGUGAUUCAGCUCUUGAAUCCCAAUAGACAGACGAUUUAUUUCAGAGACUUCAGACGUGAGUUCUGUGUUGUUUGGCAAAUCUUGAUAAAGAGGUUGCUGAGGGCUCCUUUUAAUUUAAUGUCAGACAUUUUAAAGGUUUAGUCAAUUCUUCAGUAAGUAGGCAACGGCAGGCAAUCAUAAUCACUUGCUUUAAUGGAAAGACUAGCUAUAGACCUUUUUAAGAGUCAGACCAUCUUGCAGUGCAAGAGGAAUUGACCACAGUAAUUCAUUCUGAAUUGCAAUUAAGUGCCAAAAUAUUUAGUUGACACAAACAAAUCGAAUAGGGCAAAUCAGGAUGUGCUUACCAUUGGAUAAGGAGAUGUGUUUGGCUCGGUGGUUGGAAUGUUCAAGCCAAUCCUUCCUUAAUCCAACUGAAGAAUGAUGUUAGGAUGGUCUUGAGCAUGUGUUUAAAACCUUAUCAAUAAGAGACGCUGUUAUAAUUCAAAUUGAGUGCUCUUGGAGUCUUUGCCUACUCUCUAGGAAAAUAUAACUAAGAUAUAUGGGGUCGUUUAUAGCCCAAGGUUAGUAGACACGAGCCAUCUUUCUCCUGGGACUGCCCUGUCUCCCAUCCUUUUUAAAAUGACAUUUAAAGUUAGGAACAAUAUGGUCCCUAAUAUUUUGGAGCAAAUUGACAUGGAUAUGUCAGUAGGCCACAAAACUUGGUUCUUCUGAGUGCUUCUUUUUGCAAGGAUACAUUUCUUUUUUCCAAAAUUGGAAAUCAUGCAUUAGGUGAGGCCAGGAAUAAUGGGACAGAGAUAUCCUUCUGCAAACAGCCAUGUGCCCUAAUCAAGGAGGGGAAAUCUGGAGAAAUUUUCGUAAUUUGUCUGGAGACUAACAAAAGGGCUGAUAGUGAAACAUGGCAUCAUGGAGGAGCUGGUGAGGUAUAUUACCUAGCCCUUGGAAUGAAGAGCUAAGAAACUAAUGAAUGGUGCUCAUCUCCCCCACCUCUCUUUAUUCUUCUGAUAUGUUGGGAUAGGUGGGGGAGAUGUAGGUAGUAGAUCUGUUAGGGGUUAGUAGAAGUAGGAAUGUGCCUGUGUUUGAACUGAUGCGCAUUCUUCUGGUCCCAGAAAUUACUUGGUGUUGUAUUUGCAACAUCAGAAAGCUUCCAACAAUUUAUUUGAUUAAUAUAUUUUAUCUAACUUUGUAAACUUCUGGACCUCGGAAGUGGCUGCAAUGCAUCUCUCCAGCUUUGUGUUGCUUGAUUAAAUGUUUCCGAUGAAUUGGCAAAACCAAAGAUUUUAGGAGUUCUGCUGGAAGUUGUUUGCUUAAACAUUCUCCCCACAUGUCCUAAACCUUCUCAAGUUUACCGUACUUUGUGAAAUCUCUGUUCAUGGGCUUUCCAUCCAUCUAUCCUUUGCCAGCCUGGAACCCUCCAGAUAUUGCUCCCCACCCAAUUUGUCAUUGGUUAUGCUGGUUGGGGCUGAUGGACCUUGCAGUCAAAGAUAUCUGGAGGGCAUCAGGUUGGGAAUGCCUGGGAUAAGGAGCCCUGUAUGUUGUAGAAGCUCAUUUGUUAAAGGCUUUCUGCAGCUUUGAGCAAGUAGGCAGGAAGGGGGAGAGUAAUUAUCAGUACUUGAUACGGGGCUUUUGUUUAGAUUAUUUGUAUUGAUUGAUGAGUACUAGUAUUGUUUAUUUCCAGAUUGUAACAUAAUGAGCCAAAAUAACAGGAUGUGAAAAAGAGGGUGGUAUUGCUACUGCAUGUCAACGCUGCUGCCACCUCUCCAGGCUUCUGGUUUUCACUGUUUUCUCUGGGAGGGAAGCACUGUAUGUCUCAUAACAUUGCCAUUUCUAAUUGUAUCUUUGUUCCACAGCUUUGAAGGACAGCAGGUUUCAGUUAGUGAAUUUCUCUAGCAGUGAGCUCAGAGUGUCACUGACGAAUGUCUCCAUUUCGGAUGAAGGAAGAUACUUCUGCCAACUCUACACGGACCCCCCACAGGAAUACUUUAUGACGAUUACAGUGCUUGGUAAGGACCAGUCAGCCCCAGACUCCAUCUUUAGUUCACUUGGGAGUGGCAAGGUGGUGGGAGGAAAAAGCAGAUUCUUGGACAUUUUAAAAACCUGCUUUAUAGCCAUCUCACCUUCAACACAGACACUGAAAUAAAUCCUCCUUACUGGGGCUGUUUCUCAUGCAAUGUUCUGUAGACAGUGGCACACCUUUUCAUGUCUUGGGAUGGAUGAAGAUAGUGUCAGAAGGAGAAAAACCCAGAAGAUUUGUUUGUUGAAACCUUAGGACCCUGAUCCACAGAAUUGUAUGUGGGAAAUUCAGCAUGUAGACACACAUUAAGAUUUCUUGGCUACACAACCCCAAAAUGUACUACUUCAUCAUGUGUUCCAAGUUGCCUUCAUCUACCACACACUUGUAUUGCCUUACAUGCAUGUACAUAAGGCAUUCUCCAGACAUGUGGAGGAGAAUGGCAGGAGGGGGCAAACCCAUAAAUUCUGGAGGAAGCUGUUGCAAAUAACUGUUCCCCUGGCAACAGCUGUCUGGAGUGUCAUUUGUGGUUUUCCAGGCAAUUACAUUAGCUCAUAUUCUUCUGUGCUCCCCCAAACCCUUACAUUUGCACCCAUGAAGCCAAGCUUCUAUCAUAACCCAUUACAGAAGUUAGAAAUAUUUGCCAAUUAGGGUGUGAGUAUUUAGUCCCUUGACAAAACACUCUUGGCUGCACUCAUUGCUUUAUUUCAAACCUAUCUGUUUAUUUUUAGAGUUCUGAGACUAUCUAAUAAAGGGCAUGAUGGGUAAUGUAACAGCUUCUGUGUUACAGUCUGUGCUACAAUGUGAAAAUCAAGCAUUGUAUGCAUGUGUAGGAAGUUACACCUCUUGGCAGGGUGAUGAUGCUUCUAAGGAUCUCUGUGUGCCUAAUUGUAGCCCACAAAUGCUGGACCAUAUUCUCAGUGUAAAAUAAUGGGCAAUAUUUAUAUUGUUCUUAGUUCUGUUUUUUUCCAGCUGGGUAUGUAAUCAUAUUGUCCCCACAUAUACCAUUGCACACUUCCAUCUUUUGCCAAAGUGUUAACAUUAUUAGAUGUAAUAUGUGUUUACUCAAAGCUGUUUUUCACUAAAGGUUGUAUUUCAUAUUCUUGCUGGAUUUAACAGGAAGGAAAACUAAGGUUGCAGUCAUCUUGCUUGGAAGGGAAUAUCACUGAACAUAGGCUACUUACUUCUGAGUAAACGUGCAUUGGAUUGCACUGUAAAUCCAUAUUAUUACUAAUUACAGUCAUACCUUGGAAGUCGAAUGGAAUCCGUUCUGGAAGUCCAUUUGAUUUCCAAAACGUUCGAAAAUCAAAUUGUGGCUUCUGAUUGGCUGCAGGAAGCUCCUGCAGCCAAUCAGUAGCCGUGGAAGCCCUGUUGGGCAUUCGGGUUCCAAAAGAACGUUUGCAAACCGGAACAAUCACUUCCAGUUUGCAGCAUUCGGGAGCCAAAACAUCCGAGUUCCAGGGCGUUCGGAAUCCAAGGUACAACUGUAUAGUUAUUAUUAGUUUCAUUUAUGAAUUGCUUCCUAUAAGGCGUCUUGAAGCGAUUUACAAUACAAUAAAAAUAGACUUAACUCAAAUUACAUAUGAAACAAUCUCUAAAAACCAGCCAUUGCAAAUGUAAAAUCAUUUUCAAAUCCAGGACUGAUACCAAGUAGUAUAACAAUCACCACUUGUUUGUUGAAAGAGGAAAGUCUUAAGUAAGUGCCUAAAAGACAAUAGAGAUGGUUCCGAAGGGCAGAAAUACCUAGUAUACACCAAUCUGGUUUCCUGCAGGUGCUGUUGAACUGCAGCUCCCAUAAGCUUUGGCCAGCAUGGCCAGUAGUAAGGGUUGAUGGGAGCUGUAGUCUAGCCACAUCCAGAUUCUGGAGGGUGCUUUAGCACAUACCCAUCUUACAUGACGAUGCCAAACUCUGGUAUGGAUGGCAACCCCUUUGGGUGCUCCUUGGUAUGCCUGGUAUCCUAAACCCCCACCCUAUUUUGUUGUGUUCCCUAUUGCCCAGUUGGGGCUGGGAUGUGUUUGCCACUGAAGCUUUAAGUGUUAUAAGGAGCUCAGUACAGAUGUACAUUUGUUUGGAUGGAUGGAUAGAAUCAAGCCCCAUGACCCCUCCAUUCCUACUCUGUAUAAUUCAUGGAGCAGCAACUCUCCAGCAUAUGAAGCAGGAGAGGAUUUUCCUGUCCAGGCUUCUGAAGAUAUUCAAGUGAUAAAGUGGGGGAUUUGAACCCAAACGCAGCCAAAUUGUUGCUUCAACCCCUACUGCAAAUUAUACUCAAGAAACACCCUCCCCCUCUUCUCUUCUUCAUGGCAUAUGGUGUCUGUCAGACACCAGUCCUUAAGUUUGUCGUGUGUGUGUGUCUCAUUCCAUUUCUCAUAGUUCAGAAGAUUACAGAACAGGCAUAACUACGGGAUUAUCAUAUCCACUGAUAAUAGUUGCUAAUACCAUAACAGCCGUAGCUCCAGAUUAAUGCUGUCUCCUAACAUUCCAGUAACGAACCUGAAUUGCAACAAGCAAUCACCAAGUGAGAUCACACUUGCUGAUUAGGUAUAUAGGUUCUCCGCUCUUACUCAUCCCUCACCACCCUCCACCCCCACAAUUUAAUGAGUUCCAGUUUGUAGUAUGUUAAUAUGUGUUGAAAAGGUAUUUAAAAUUAGCCUUUAAUAUGAAUUUCAAGUUCGGCUACCUUCACUCUUGAGAGUUGUUUCCUAACACUGCUGCAUUAAGAGAGCUUUUUAUUCUCAUGUUUCCCAAACUAAGAUAGCAAGUGUGUGCGCAUGUGGACACACACACACACACACACACACACACACACAUACACAUUCAUUUCUGCUGAGGUGCUUCCAGGGAUGCUCUUGUGUUACUCCUCCCCCCGUGACUGAAAGAUUCAGGCGGAGGAAGGAGCAACAUGGCAGUGUGUAUAUGUGCAGUGCACACACACAUACACACUUGGGCUGACCUGUCCAGCAUGCAUCACAUGGCUUUGAGUUUCACCUACAUUCUUGGGGAUAGGAACUUAUUUGCAAGUGGGGGGCAAGGGGAAGACCAGACAUCACCUUCUAUUCCACAGGGGACUUGCAUGCCUUGUUGACCUUUGUGCUUCCUCCUCCCUUUGUUUUUUGAAGACGCCAUGCCAUUCACUUGUUUAUGGACCAGAAACAACUAAUUUAUUAUCUGCACAAUUCAUUUUGUGCACACUUCCUUACCUGCGUUGGGGUGGGUGGGGAGAGAACAGAACAUAUUAUUCACACCUGAAUCGCACAACUGCUUCAUUAGUACAAUAACAGCAAAAACAAUGAAGAAAAUGUGUCCACUCAUUUAUAAACAAUAUCCAUUUAAAUUUUAUUUUAAUGCUUGAUUUAAUAAACACAGUACCAGCAGGCAACUGUGUUAACAUUGUCUUUACUGAUUAUAAAAUAGAAGGGGGGGGGACGCCUAUCCCAUCCAUUCUCAUCCACCCACCCUGUUUGCAGGGAGGUGGGGAAGAGGAUAAUGGAAAGAUCUUUACUUUUUGGUGGACUUUGUGAUACUGUAGUUAUGCUCAGGGCCAGCCUGGCCAUAAGGCAACGGUAGGACACUGCCUCAUGCGGCAGGAUCCUCAGGGGCAGCAGAUCCAGCCUCCAAUGAAUGUUUUGCUCCCUGCUGCUCCCACUGCCACAGAGGCAGCAAUGGCUGUGGUGUGCUUCUUGGAGGCCAGAUCUGCCUCCUCCUCAGCACUCCCCUCAUACCACCUCUACGAGGGUCUCUCGAUGAAUAGGAGAUGCUGCUGGUCUACUCCCACCCUUCCGAUGUAGAUAUUUAUUCCCCCCUUCUUCCUGGUUUCGAUCUUUACUCACCUUUUCUUCCCUGGCGGGGGUGGGGGUAUCAAUUUUGUGGUUCGCCUCAGGUGCCAAAAUGUCUUGGGCAGGCCCUGGUUAUGCUUCAGAUUCUCUUCUGCUCCAGACUCUACCGGAUUAUAUUUCAUUGAUCAAUUCAACCCUCUGGCUUUGGAUUUCACAAAAAAAUAGAAUAAAAUAAAAAAAUGACUUAGCUGUGCUGAACACAUGCCUGAAAGGAAGGAAAGAUGCUCUCUCUAUAAUAAUGCUCUCUGAUGCAAGAAUCUAUUAUUCGUGUUGGGUUGCAUUUCAUUUAUUUUCUUUGGAAAACGACCCCCUUCUUUCCCUCUCGGUCUGAAAAUCCUGAAUCUCCCUUAGUUUGUUUUACUCUAUUUUUUGCUAAUUAUUUUUGGAAUAGGAAAUGUGGAAUUUACAUUCAAAUGGAGGGCGAAAGCAGGGUGCUACUUUAAAGAUGCAUUUAUAAUACGUUUGAUCUGUUAGAAUUAUUGCAGAUGGUGAUGCAUUUACAAAGUGUUCCCUUAAUCAAAACUGUAAGUUGAAGAGGACCUUCUAUGCGGCAGCUGAUCCACCUCUAAUCUGUCCAGCAGCUAUCCCACAUGUUCAGUUUCUUGGAGGUGUCAUGAAAGACAACAACAUGCUGAGAUCUCUAUAUAUCUGUAUGCUGUUUCAUUCUAGUCCCACCACGUAACUUGAGGAUCGAAGCCCAGAAGGAGACCACAGUGGAAGGAGAAGAAAUUGAGCUGAAUUGCACAUCGUUGGCCAGCAGACCACCCACAGUGAUCAGAUGGUUUAAAGGCAACAAGGAGCUAUUUGGUAGACCCCUUCUCCCUCAAUCAACUUAAUGGUGUGGUUGUGGUUUUUAGAGAUGGUUUUGCUGAUAAGCAGGAUACUCCCGUGAUGAUGUGAGAAAAUAACUCAAAACAUCAGAAGGGAAUCUUUUUCAGCCUGAGAGCUGCAUUUCAUUAUGGGCAACCUUCUGUGGGCUGCAUGCCAGAGGUGGGUGGGACCAGAGACAGCAAGUGGGCGGAGCAACAGGUGUGACUCUUACCCCCAGUAGGUCACAUACAAACCACACAAAAGCCAGAGAUUCCUGUGACCCCCCCUCCACUAACACACAUACACCGUCUCCAUCUUCCAGGCAAGUAAGAGGCACUGCCAUAGCAAAGGACACAUUCCAGCCAGGCAAAAUCAGUUCAGAAGGGUGCUGAGCAGUGAGUGGUGUGGUCUUUUUAUAACGUGGAGUAGCUUUUUCAGUUGAUCUGGAGCACGAGUUGUGGUUUCGUGAUAGACCCCUCCUUGAAAAGUAAACCAGGCGUCUCAAAUUUUUGGGAAGCCUUUCCACUUUAAUCCCAGGCAUUUCCCUGCUCUCCCUUACCUUUUUCUGCCUGUUGAAAUUGGCUUCCCUUUGGCAGGAUGCCCCGCACAGACUGCUUCUGCUUCUGUUUCAGCCCGUUGCUGCUGUAUUUUGCUGGGUCUUCAACAGUACCACUGUUUAAAUAUUUUAAUUACUACUUUUAAUUAUGUAAAUCCAUGGAGUCACUUUCCCUCUUAAUUAUUGAUGAUGGCUUUUGGCAGUGGCAUUGGAGGAAGAGGGUGGAGGAUUUCUGGCUCCAUUGACUUAAGUGUUUGGAAGGCAUCCUGGAAUUCCUAAUCCUCGCUGCCGAGCGCUGUAGAUUUUGUGUUUAAUAUCACAAGCUGGAGAUAGGGCCCCCCCCCCUAUAAAUCUGGAAGCGAAUAAGAGAAUAAGAACUCGCAGGCUUCCUUUCCUUGUGAUUGACUUGAAAAAGGUCUUUCCAGCCCUACUCCAUUGCAAAACUGUUUGCUUAACUUUGAUACCAGCUCUCCUCUUUUCCCUCUGUAUCCCUGUAUAUACCAGAUGUGGGAAACCUCUGGCCUUUCAGAUGUUUCUGGAAUCCAAUGCCUAUCAGCCCCAGCCAGCAUGGCCAAUGAUCUGGGAUGAUGGGAGUUCGCCAUCUGUGGGAUCAUAGGUUCCCCACUCCUGCUGUAUACGGCAGGUAAACAGCCACUCACCUGGCCACCUUUGCCAGCUAAGAAUUUCCUCCUGACCGCCAGGAAGAGAAGCUGCUUGUCAACUAAAAAAUGAGUUGUUUCCCUUUAUUUUGUGCAGGUCAUCAGUGUGCCACAAAUUAAUCCAAUAAGUAUGUAGGUAGGAAAGUAACAAUGAAAGGCAGGUGUUGCCACCCUACAAACACCCAUAGAUUAUAGGAAUGUGCAAAUAAAAACAGAGAGAAUAAGGUUGCAAGAAUAUGCCUGUUGGGGGGUUAUGAAUAGGUCAGCAUAUGCAUAGUUGAACUAUCUAAGAAUUGCAGAAGUGGAGAGAAGCUCUGGAAUAGAUAAGUUAAGCGAGGCAAGUCACUACUAGAUGAGUACAGAUUGCAGAAGUGACUUCAGUUGAAAAUGACAACACAAAUGCAGCGAUGGAGGAUGCUCUUGGAUGGGUCUAGUCAUUUGCCAUUUACCUGCUCUUUUUCCUCCCCUUUCAUGUCCAUUAUGCAGGUAAAACAGAAGAGGAGCAGUGGUCAGACAUGUUUACAGUGACCAGUCGCCUGUCGUUGAAGGUCAAGCGAGAGGAUGAUGGGGUUGCUGUUGUCUGUCAGGUAGACCAUCCUGCCGUCAAAGACUUGCAGACCAAGUACUACCUAGAUGUAAUGUGUGAGUACCAGAGUCACAACCCUUCCCCCCCCCUUGCCCCACACAUGGAAGUGGCUUGACCAAAGCGAUUGAUUAGACAAUUAUGGUUUGUUGUAGCAUGCAAAAGCAGUUUAUCUGAUUUGAUUAAAUGAGAUGUUUAAAGUAUUGAAUUUGGGUUUAAGGCUUUCUUUCCCUGCUCUUUUUGAAGACAAAUUAUUUCUCAUCGUCUGUUCUUGUGCUAUCAGUGCAGAGCUGCCUCAAGACAUGUGAACUAAGCAUUUAAAUAUUAACAUGGAAGCGUGUCAAGGUUUAUUAUUAUUAUUAUUACAAAAAAACAUACAAACACAUGUAUCAAUGCCGUCUACAAAGACAUGGAAUCCUAGAACAGAUUGGAGUGCUGGUAAAGUCAGUGGGUCUAACCAUCAGAAUAAGAGGACAAGAAGAUAGAGUAUAUAAGAAUUGGAAAAUGCAUGUAGAGUAUAUGAAAAAUUACAGCAAACAGGUUAAAAUGUUAGCAGGAUUAAAAUAAAUUCAGCAGUAUAAAAUACGUGGAGAUAAAGUGAGAAAGAGAAAGUAUGGAGGGUCUGCAAUAUGCAGGAAUAAUUGGAAAGCUAGAAGGAAACCAUGGAAAGGUGGAAAAGCAAUCAAAGUUUAAAUAAUUUGUAAAAUAAUGUUGUAGUGAAUUUAAAAAAUGUAUUGAUGAAAAAUAUAAUUAUUUUAAAAAUGGAGUGCCUGUAGAGUCUAGUGACUACGGUUCAAUUCUGCACACUUCUUCAUCUACUCUAGAAGCUGUGAGUCAGAAACCCCUGUGUUUAGGUCUUACCUCAGCCAUGAACUACCCAGGUGACAAUUAGGUAAGCCAUUCUGGUUCUGGUUAUGAGCUGCUUCAAGCGUUGUGUAGCAGCAAGUACAAGUUAGCAACCAAAUUAUGCUGGAGUGGGACCAGCUGUCACUCCAUCUGACAAGAUGAAUAUGUCUCCCUUUUUAGGAGCUCCACAGAACUCCACUUUUGGAAGCUUUGGGUAUCUCAAUCCUGCCCUAUCUUGAUAGUGUAUGUUCCGUUAUGUAAGAAUUGUUACUACAGGAUGCUUUAAAGUAGAUCCCACUGGCUGGAUUGUUGAUUUGCUUAAGCUGUGUCUUUCAGUUUCAGUAAGAACGCUAGAGGUCUCUUACCAUUCCGGGGUGCCUUGGCAUCUGCAUAUUCCUAGUUUGUUUCUUAUGCUGAAAUAAUGCUGAGAAUUGUGGCAGAAAUGGCUGGCCUCUUUCUGGGAUGGGAAGGGACCCAUGCAGUGUGGCAUCAUUCAUUUGAAAACAAGGAAGAGCAGCAACCUGGCAUCAGUCCCCCAGUACCUCUUCAUGUUCACAGAGGAACAGAAAUGAAGCAGGGCGAUCAGGAGAUGGUGAUUCAAAACGUCUUUUGUAUAUGCAGCUCAACCAUAACAUUACACAAAGAAGCCCCUGUGUUAAUUUAUUUCUUCUACUUCAUUAUGUUGUUCCAUUAUGAGCAUUCUGCUUACAAUUUUCAUAUCGCCCAAAAGUAUUGGGGGAGUAAUGUCCCCAUAAUGGGAAAACAAAAACCAUCAGAUACUGCCUAAAUUGGCAGAUUGUAGCUGUCUUGCUACUGUGCUAAUGUGUAAUUCAUUUAUGCAAACUUAAUGUCCAUUAACAUUUCUUGUAGAGCUCCAUUAGCUUUAAUAAUACAUUAGCACCUUUGUUAGGUCUGAUCAAAAAAGCUUAACCACACACACACAGACAGAGACAGACGCAUGUACAGGCGCACGCAGGCAAAAAAAGGGAGAUGAGGAAAGUUGCUUGAACUGUUGCAAGGUUGCCUGCUUGCUUAGGAACAAGGCUGGUCAAUUUUGUGAACAAAUGUUAUGGCAAACCAGCUGCUGCAGGUGACAGCUGUUGGGUGACAGAUGUGAUUCAAGCGACCAGAAGGGUGGGCAGAGAAGGUUUGUGACUGAACCAUCUACCAAUGGAGCAUGUUCUGCCAGUUUCUGACACAACAAGAGAAGUAGACUCCCAAUUUAGUCUGUUUAAAAUCCCUGGUCUUAUAAUAACUCAUGAUGAUGUAGGUUUUGUUCAUGUAAGCCUAUCCAGACACAUAAAUGUCAGUGUAUUUUUAAUCUCUUUCACUGUUAAUUUUAUUUAUUAUUUCUAAUAUUUUGAAUUGCUUUAGCGGUUUUAUGCUGAUAAUUUUAACAUCUCUUGUAAACCUCUUAAAGAUCUCACUGCAAUCAAACGGUAUAUAGAUUUGGUUAAAUAGAUCUUUUAAAAUAAGAUUUCUAUACCGCUUCUUAUUUGCAGAAGGCAGUACCAAAGUGGUUCACGCAACAAUAAUAAAACACAACAAAUCCAAACAAAAUAAGCAUCAAAAUGAAUCCUAUUAAAGAAAGCCUGGAUGAACAAGUAUGUCUUCUGUUGGUGGUGAAACCUCUGCCCAGAGGGCGGCAUAUGCCACUUGCAUUUUCUGACUGCGGGAUUAGAAUAUAUUUGGCACCCCUGUUACUGAGGAAUGUGUGAUCUUGGAGCAUAGCAAUACGUUCUCUUGUUUUCUUUUUCAUAAGCUGCAAGCCUUGGCUUAGGUUUCCCCCUCCUUUGGUACCGCCAGUGCAAUGGAGCUACAGAAGAAAUUGCACAGCCCACUCAUCUGCUGCCUGAUGUCCAGAUUGCAGCAGCCUUUUGAGUCCACGCCAUGCCUUUCAGAGAAAUAGCACUUGUGAAAUCAGGUGUAAUUGUCUUACGCUCUCAAUAGCUUUUUGGACUCGCAAUCAGAACAAGGUGUAGCCCUCCCAAUCACCGUUUCAAGCACACCAGCUGACCGUUCUGUUAGGUUGCAGGCGGGCAGCGGCCUGAAGUGGUGCCGAGCAAGGGGUACCUAAGCAUUGGCAUCUCGGUGGUGUAUCAGAGGCCACAUCUCCUCCAAUAAGCCUCCGUGGAGAGGACGAGGAGAGGCAGUCCUUGAGGAAGGGGGGGGACACUAAAGAACCGGGACGUUAUCCGCCGCUUCACAGUUCACGCGUGACCCUGACCCGGCCAUUCCCUUUCCAGCACCUGCCUCUGUGAUCAAGAGAGCCGCGCCAAUGAAUGCACAGUCACAGCGAACGAUUUUCUCACUUUGGUGUACUUAGUAUGAGAUGGAAUUUCAGCAGGAAGUGGCUUGUAAUAAAAGAGAAGGUAUUAGCAGGAAAAAUUCAAAUUAUCUACAGAGGUAUUUCAAGGCAGUGAGCUAAUUAUUGUUUGCUCAAAGUCCUGAAUAUGCAGACACGCUAACGUUUCUACAAAAGAGAGGCGGGGGAGGGGGGAAAGCUAAAUCGGGAAGAGACCUUUAUUAUGGCAACAGAGCAAAUUUGGCUCCCCUUUUUUGGAGUCUCUUCCCUCUGCCCACCCCCCGGCUUAGAAACUAUGAAGAACACUUAGCAAGACCUGUAAGGAGAGUACUAGGUUAAGGUCUAGAGUCAGAUGUAACAGCAGAGCAUCCUUUUUUUAAUGAGAAAGAGCAGAGGCCAGCCUUAGGCUCAUCCCUCCCCCCCCCCUUCCAGUGCAUUAUGGGGAGGAAAAAAGAAGCUUCCAUUUGGAGUUUGCAACAAUAUGGCAGAUGUUUGUUCUGACCCUACCAUGGUUCUCCAACCAGGAUAAAUUGCAUACUGGAAGUGGAAGCUUGCAGUCUUCUCCCUUGUAUAUGAAGGAAAUGGGAGGAAGGAGCACGCCAGCCCAAGUUUCAUGCCUACUCAUUCUCAAAACAGCUAUCGAAUCAUCAGGAUACGUUGCCUUGAGUCACAGAGAACUGGUGCCUUCCAACAUGUCUUGUCGUAUCUGCAAAACGCUGCACUGCCACCUGGCCUCAAAGCAGUGGCCUUUGAUUCCGGCAGCUAUAGAGGGCCACACAAUGAACAGGGACUUUUGGUUUGAUUCUUGGCUUGUUCCUCUCCAACUUUGCUAUAAUUUCAGGAAUGCCUGUUCAGUGUUGAGAGACAAAUAAGCCACAUAUUAACUCUUCUAUGCAGGGUAAAUUCCAGGCAUCAGAGAAAAAUCUACUGUGAGGGCAAUGGUCAAACAAAACAGGAUAAGAAGAGGGAGGAAAGUGUAGUUAUGUGCUGAAUUUGGAGUGCCUUUGCAAGCCAGUCAGGAUGUUUCUAACUCAUACACACAUUUGGGAGCAAAGUGGGCGAGGGGAAGGGAACUUUAAAUUGGUACAGUAAACCAUUCCUUCGAUGACUGAGCUUUGUGUCUGCCACAGCCCCUUGAAUGUGGUAAUCGCAGUGUUUGCAAGGAGAGAUUUUGUCCGCAUACCUGCCUAGCUAUUGUUCUCCACCCGUCAGUAAUUCCAUUAGAAGCAGAGCCUCCUGCAGCGCAAUUUCACUUUGUUGGAAGUUAGCAUGCGAGAUCUCCGCCUGACAAGUCUGACCUAUUUAACUUAAGGUUUUAUGAGCAUUUCAUUUAAGCUGAGCUUUUCAUGCGGCUGCUCAACUGAAAUUAUGGAUUUGGGCUUUGUUUUGUUAUUUGCAUCGAUGCCACUGUGAGAACUUUGAGAACUUAGCGAGUGGUUUCAUUGGCUGUUUCAAUGAACGGCUGCCUAGUGGAAACCAAAAGUUGGCUAAACAUGCCCACUCCAGGCUGGGUGGUGGGUUGCUGGAACAUGGUGCAUGCAUACCUGUGAAACUGAAGACAAAUGUCUCUCACCUGCAUAUUCAGAAGCCUAGGAGCAUCUGGUGCCUCUGAAUUAUUCUUAUUAUUCUUAUUAUUAUUAGCCUUAACUAAUUAUGACUAGGAUGUGGGAGGCAGGACACUGGCUUGAAAACAAUCCUGAAUACACCUUUUCUGUAUGCCCCUUAGAGGGGCUAUUUUUAACAAGUGGUAUAAAAUGUUGUAAUAUAUAAGCCAUGCAAUGCAAGGAAACCUGUGAGCUAAAUGAAUAGACCUGCAGUUAUUUUCAAUCUCCUCUUGCUCUCAUGUCUGGAAGCUGUUAAAAUAUGCCCUUCUCAACAGCAAAGUGUCUGGAUGUUUGUGGUUCUCCUCUUUUGUCACGAGUUGCUUCACAUAGAAGGAGAAGUGGGAUGCACAUUGCUUUUUUUUUAAAAAAAAAGUACCAAGACUGUCCAUACCCCAUGAACAAGCCCCAUCAAAGUCUGAGAAUUGCACAGGCCGAUGGUUCCCAUCCAUUUCAUCUGGACUUGUGCUGAAGAUGUUCCUAGUUGAGUAGGCAUGCCUUGUCUCCCUGGUUUUGACCUCUGAUGCUCCCAGGUAGGACCUCGGUCACACAUUCCUAAACGUGACUAUCUUGCCAUGGUUAUGGACGGUACUUUCCUAUGGUGGAAAGGUCCUCAGAAAUCUGGCUUUCUGUGUGUGUUGAGGAAGAUGCUUCCAAAGAACACCCGAGAUGUGCAGGAUCUUAUGUGUCACCAAGCACCCUGUAAUGUGAAAUGGAAUAUCGCCUUAAUUCCAGGAGAACAAAGCUGAAACUGAUGUGUCUGCUGUGAAACUGAAACUGUGUGUCUGCUGGAAGGGCACAUAGCCAUAGCUGCCUUUGCACUUGGGUGGCAGUCACAAGCCAGUUAGUUAUGCCAUGGGAUUGGACUGGUGCAGCAUAUUGAAGAGAUAGUUUGCCCCCAGUGGUGGCUGAUCCAGUGUAUACUCACAACUCCUUAUGUUGCUUGAAAAGGAAGCUGUGGGUAAAUGUAAUUUUAAAAAAGGAAAUGGAGCAUCAAAAUACAUUAAGGCAUCAUUAAGGGCUUGAGCUAAACAAACAGGAGAAGGGGAAAGCUCAGUCUUGCAUGCUGUGUGUGUGUGUGUGUGUGUGUGUGUGUGUGUGUGUAAUCCCUUGCCUUUGUAGUACCUUCCUCCUUCCUUUGUUAUGUAACACUAAGGGGAAGGCAGACAGGCACAGCUGAAUUUUUAAGCCCCAGGAGAAGUAAUGCAGAGUUAAGUCAUAAUUAAUGGAACACAGAUAUUUAUAAUGUCUACAUGCAUGUUUAUAAAAAUAUAUACCCAGGGAAGCUGCUGUAACCUCUGUUUGUUGUUCAUAACCAAGAGAAUUCCCUGUGCUCAAUUAUGUUUAACAAAAAAGCAAAAAAAGGAAAGAAAUAGAGGGAGGAAGGAGGCUAGCCAUAUGUGGGUACCUCGUGCUUUAAUAAUCUGUUUGCUUCUGGUGAGUGCAAAUAUUAAUUGCAAUAGUAUGCAGUGAAGUGAUUAACAUCAAUAUAAUUUAUCAUCUGGAGAUUUCUGAACAUAAAUAAAUGAGUUGUUUUGUUCAGCGAGGUGUUGACCCUUUCAGAAUAUGUGAUUUAAAGGGGUUUUAUAUUAUUAUUACUAUUAUUGUAAAUAUGAAAGGCACUACGAUCAGCCGAGUGUUCAGUUAUUUGAUUUUCUGGAGCAUUAGCCACUCUUGUUUGUGACAUUUCCCAGUUGGGUGCUCGUUUGCGAGCUCAUUAAUAAGGCUUUCUCUGAGGAAUGUUGCUGCAAAUGAAGAACAGUAUAGCAGAGUCUGGCCCUGUGAGCAUAACUCCCAGUCACAGCGAGUGUGCUGUUAAAGGGUUUAAAAUGGGAAAUAAUUACACCCUGGCCUAAACCCAGAGGCCCCUGUUCUUUGCUGUGAAUAAAAAGGGAAGCUUUUGUGCUUUGGAACAAAAAGAAAGAAAGAAAAAAGAAAGAAACCUAAUAUUUUGGUGCAAUCCUUUUUCGGUACCAAAAUGGAUUCUUUCAUGAUUUGGGCCUCUCCCUUUGUUGGCUGGGCUUGGUUUCCCCCCACCCCCUUCUCUCAGCUGUGUUACACCAAACUGUAAUGCAAAGUAUAAUUGGUAGCAAAAGGCUGUAAGAUUUAUAGUUCCUAACAGACUGUUUUAACAAGAACAUCCAAACAAAAAGAGAGAACAUGAAAACUCAUUCUGUACAUAGCAAUUCAGGGUUUACUCUUUUUUCAUCUUGAAACAUGUAUCACUGUGCGAGUGAAUAAGAAAACAGUGCAAUUGUGUAAGAGGAAUGUGGUGCUUCCUAGCCUUUACGUUUCAUACCUGAAUAGUAAUGCCAAGUUAGAUUAUUUUUACUUCCUUUCUCACCCACCCACCUACCCGCUGCAGCCUGUUGUUCAUUCUAGGUCUGAAUUGGAAGUGGCACUAGCCCAAAGCAUACCUCUGCAUCAAGUGGUUUCAGGGAGUAAUCCCUGGCCAGCCACAGAGGACUUAUCUCAUGGCUCAAGUGACUACUUGAGUUGCUUGUGUAGUCUGGCUGUCCUUCCUUGGGAGGUUCCAUCCCAAGUUGGCGCAGCUUCCUUGGCCACUGAGGAAAUGGUGCAACUCAGGAAAAGGACUGUAGCUCAGGGGCAGAACAUCUUGCAUGCGGAAGGUCUCAAGUUUAAUCCCUGGCUUUCCCAAGUAGGACUGGGUCUGUCCCCAUCUGAAAUCCUGGAGAGCCACUGCCAGUCUAUUUGGGUCAUCAGGUAUCUGUUGCAAGCACCACAUGGCACUUGAACCUCAGAAUAAUCAAUCCAGCUGCCCGCAUAGGAUGAGAGGUCAGCCAUGGUUCUAUUUCCUGAGCAACUGCAGCAUUGUAGUCCUUGCUUCCAAAUGAACUUGUUACCUCUCAUUGCUAAGUGACUUGCUGUGAGUGUCAUGGAGUGUUGGACAUAGCAUCCUGAGACAAGCAAGUUGCCUCGGGAACCCAUAGAUUACUCUGAGAUCCCAUAGGUUGCUAACAUUCCAUAAAAAUCCACGAGAUCCACAGAUGAGUCUUUAGGUUCCACUGAUUUCAGGGGGGCAUUUGCGAGCCUGUCUUCUCUGGGUUGUUCCACUUCCCAAUGCUGUGUGCAUUAGAAAUUGUGCCGUUUCAGAAAAGCAGGCAGGCAACUUGCUCACAACAGUGAAAGAAAUGUCCUUAACAGGGUUCCAAGGGCAGCCAGAACUGCAAGACUGCCCACCGUCCGACACGCCUCCCCAGGUGUCAUCGGAUCCCACGCAUGCCUGCUAAUUGAAUAGGCUGCCAUAUUUCCUUACGGUAUUGUACAGGUCUAUGCAGCUGCAUGGACAUUGAAAAAAAGGCUGCACUGAGGCAGAGGCAAGAGAGAGACACAGAGAAAGCCAUGAAUGAAUGAAUUUAUUAAUACGGUCACAGACCAGCGCCAACACACACAGCAUCACAGAUCAUAAAAAAUAAUAAUAUCAAAAAUACAGAGGACAAUAUGAGUAUAACAAGCAUUUAAAUAUAAAAAAUUAAAAUUAAUUAUUAGCAUGCCCCCUGCAAUUAACAUUUGGGGUUUGGUCACCAUGGGAUACCACUUGCUUCCUGUGACUAAUUGCAGCCGCACAGAAUUUGGCUACAUUUAAUGUAGUCUUGGGAUUCUUGUCCUCUAGCAGUGGUUCCAAACCAUGGUGUUCCGACUCUUUCCUGGACUUCCGCAAAACAGGUGCAAUAAAAGUCAAACGUAUAUCCUCAUAAAGGCAACAACGUAACAGUACAUGUGAAGCAGUCUCAACCUCCAACGAGCCACAGGGGCAGACCCGCGCUGUAUAUGGUUUACCCUCAAAUCUGCCCUGAAGUAAGGCAGAAGGGAGAACGUUGAAUCUGGCGAGGGUAAAAGACCGUCUGUAUUUGGGUACCUGAAGACCUGACAGAUAGUUAGCUGGAGAAAAACCUCUCCCAUUGUCCCUUAUUGCAGGAUGUUUGAUCAUUUCACUCAUGUGGCAUUGUAAUUCUACGUCCCAGAUACGCUCAGAGAAAGCCAUGAUGGGAGAUAGAGGCUUAGAGGACUGUGGUGCAUUCCUCUGGCCAUCUAUUGGAAGAUGUGUUUCUGCAGCUUAGCCCACAGCAAUACAGUCAGCUGCCCCCUAGGCAGUACAUGGGUUAUUCACCGUGUCCCCUGUCCCACCCAAACAAAGCCUCUGGGGAGGAGAAUAUCCACUGAGGCAAUUUUGAUGUAGUGACAUGUGCCAUGGGUUGUUCAAUAAUAUGGGUCAAGGACUAAAGCCAGGAAAUCACAGUGACUUCACCCCCUUUCUGUAAAUAAACUUUUAAGGUGCAAUUCAAACUCCCUUUACGUGGGAGUAAGCCCCAUUUAAUUCAAUAAGACUUGCUUCUUGGCGGGAUUGUGUUGUAAUUCACUAAAACCAAUUUUCUCUGCCUAAAAAGCAGUAGCGAAAUUCAGUUUUCCUGAUGUAUCCUCAUAGGAAAAACAUCGGAAGUGCCCUUCUAUUGAGUCAGACCGUUGGUUCACCUAGUCCAGUAAUGGGGGUCUGGGAAAAUAUUUUCUCUGUGGCCUUCCGUAAUUGUUGAAUGCCCUCCCCAUAGAGCUGUGUCUAGCUAGACUCUACCACUGCCAUUAUUCAGCUUCCAUUGUAUGCUGAAGAUGAUCCUUUUUACCCUGGCAUUGGACAUUUAACGUAUUUUUGUGGGACCAAUCUCUUCUGUUCUGGUUGACCUGCACUGCGCUGCUUUUGUUUGGAAUUGUUUGGCUUGGUUUUAAUUGCAUGAAUAUAUUUGUUGCAAUCCACUCUAGGACCUUAUGUUGAAAGGUAAGAGAUCUUAUAAAUAAACAAUAUUGCCUGCGCUGACUGGCAGCCACUGUCCUCUGCUUUAGACAGGAUCUCUCCUAACCCUACCUGGAGAUGCUGGGCACUGAACCUGGGACCUUUUGCAGGUGCUGUACCUCUGAUCUAUGGUGUUUCUGCUUUCGAUUCCAUUUAUCACUCUUUCCCCUUGCCUUCCCCCAUUGGUCUUGGUUUUCUUAGUACUGUUCUUCCUUGGUUUCCCUCUUAUUUUUUGAACUGUAGUUACCUUGUACUGGUUAAUGGUUCUUUCCCCAACUGGGGUUCCACGAGUUUCAGCGUUGGACCCUUUGCUUCUCAUUCCCAUUCCUUUAUGGUCUCUUAUUCACUCCUUUGGUAUGUUGCCAUGUCUAUGCUGAUGAUAUUCAGUUAUUCUUUACUAUCUCUGAUCUGUCGUCUUGUUUAAAUCUUUGAUCUUGUCUUGCUAUUUCUUCACAGCUGUCUGCUUGUUCUUUAAAGCUAAAUCUUUCAAGGACAAAAUUUCUUAUUUUUUUUUUCCUCUGGACUUUUCCCUUCCCGUCUGUUUUUGUCAAUGAUGCAACUAUUUUUCUUUCCUUUCAAAUCAAAGAUAUUGCUCCUCUUUUUUUCCCUUCUGCGAUUCCAUCUUUAGCCAAGCCUUUUCAAGCCUUUUUCAGUUGUCUAAUAUUGAUAAGAUCCUUUCCCCCCCCCCCCCCGUUAUUUCUGCCCAUUGUUCCAUCCUGUGUUCUCAUUUUGCCCAGAUUGGGUGAUUGUAAGACUCCUUAGGUAGUCUUUCCCAUUUUAAGCUUCUUGUUUCUUAAUUUGAUUUUUUUCUUCCCCUGCCCCAUCUUAUUUAUUUUUUUCGACAUGCAAAUACGAUCAUGCAUCUCUGCUUAUGAUGUUGCCUUUUUUUCCCUUUUCACAUUCAAUUUAAGAUUAUGUUACUUCCCUCUAGCGCCUUUCAUUUCUGAUUUCUCUGUAGUCUCUUUUGGGGUCUUUGUUGCUUCUUACAUCACAUCUCUUCCUUUGAUUCAUGCUUUGGUUCUUCUUUUCCUUAUCUACGAAACUCCUUACCAGCUGAUAUGUGAUUAAUUUAUUCUCUUCUUUUUUUAGCAAAUGCCUUAGGACUCGCUUAUUUUUGCAUUUGGCCUGCUCCGGUUUUUUAGUACUAGUGCCUCUGUGUGUGUAUGUGUGUGUGUUGUUUUGGGCGCGCCAGUUGAGCACUUCACAAUUAAUCAAUAUUAUUUUCUCUCCUCUUCCUUUAUUUGUGGUUGGUAGCUGUGCAGGAGUAAAGGGCAUCAGGACCAGCAUGACAUUCCUGUUGAAGGGGAAAGAGGGAGGGUUUGACUUUCAUUUGCUCAUGAAAUUCAAAUACGGGUUAUAAGGCUGUGAGGUACAGGGACGGAAAAAACCAUUCCUCAUCUAAUAUUCUGACAUGAAACAUGAAAAGUUUUAUGUGGUCAAGCCAGCACAGGCUGAUAUUGACUUAUCUCCCAAGAAUGUGAAGAGAGCAGGCAUUCUAUGCCUCCGGAAAUGUGUGCUGCACAGUCUUAGCUUGUACUGAAAAUAUGUGCAAUUUUAUUUUGUGCUAAAAAGAGAGAGGGAGUGUUCAUCAAGCCCCCAGUGGGCUCUACCCUAACUCCUCCCCCCCAAAAAACCUGGUUGUUGCUAUUUUAUAUUGUGUAUGUCACUCUUUCUAGACCAUAUGAGAAAAUAAAGGUAUUUUAUUAAACUAUGUCAGAUUGUGCAGUUAACUAUCUGGAUAUAUGGAUUUGUGUUUUCUCUUAACGUGUGUGGCUGACCCAAGACUCACGGGCAUCCAAGGCAGAAAAUCCAGAUAGCAUUCGUCUAUGUCAGUAACCAACGUGUUGUUAUUUCUUAUCUGUGGGGAUUGCAUAAUGAUUGGCCCUAUUGAACUCCCACUGCUUUAUAAGAAGGCAAAUAAAUUUUGUUUUCUGAAAGCUGCUAUGAAUUUUGUUUUCUGAAGGCAGCCCUGUAUAGGGAAGUUUUAAAUGUUUGAUGUCUUACUGUGUUUUUAUAUUUUGUUGGAAGCCACCAAGAGUGGCUGGGGCAACCCAAUCAGAUGGGCAGGUUGUUGUUGUUGUUGUUGUUGUUGUUGUUGUUGUUGUUGUUGUUAUCAUUAUUAUUUUCUAGUCUGUUCCCUCCGUCUUAAUAAUAAAAUAAUCAGUCAAUCCUUAUUGUAAAAUGAUUCUAAACAUUAUAAAAUAAACAUUAUAAGCAUUAUAAAAUAAUAAUUGUUGAGUAUGUAGUAAUUAGUGCACAUGUCUUCUUAACCUUGUUUAUAUCCCAGGAUGAGAAGCAAUGGUAAUAUCACUAGCAGAAUAGAUAAAUUAAUAAAUAAUAUAAAAAUGUAUUCUAAGCUGUUCUUUAUUUCAGAUUUUUGAGGGGGGGGGGUUUCCCCGCCGUUAGAUGUAACUAACUUCUCUUCCCUGCCACCACCUUCAGAUAUUACAGUCUUGCAUUCAGUUCUUUCAUUUAGUGCAGAUUUGCUGCCAAUUCCAGGAAUUGGAUGUGGGAUUGCGUGUAAAUAAAAAUGGAUAAAGCGGCGCUCAAUUGGCUGCCUUGAGCUGAUAGCAUUCUGGUUAGAUUGUUUGUUGCUCCGCAUGUGCCGUUGUUGAAGGCAAUGGACUUUGUAACUGCGGACUUGGGCUCUUGUUCCUACAGGGUCUUUCCAAAGGAUUUCUGAGCUGCCUCCCUGAGUGCAAAAUGCCUUUAAUCCCUCGGUGUGUUUGUGUUUGGGGAUUUGUGAGAUUCAUCGGCACGAGCAGAAGUCUCCGCUUUGUUCCAACAAAAGGCAGCGGCCUGGCAUUUCUUCCCUUAAGCUUUUCCUAGCACAAAUGCACCCAUCGGAGCCUCGGCGUAUUAAUAUGCCACGGCACAAAGUAUUGUCAGCCCAUAAAAUAUGAUACAUGAUAAAAUGUAUCAAUUCUGAGCGCCACAAAUCUGCCGUUUCACCUCAGCAUGAAGGCAAAUGAGUUUCCUUUAGCUCGAGUGAGUUCAGAGAUAAACUUCAAUUUAACAAAAUUUCAUUUUGCAAGAACCAGUGGGGCUGCUGCCCUUGGUGUGCGGAUUCCUUAUCAGUGCGUUAGGCUUUGGAGGCUAUUAGUCAACUUAAUUUGGGGAAAUGCCAGGAUAAUUUGCUGAUUAGACGGGUGCAGUGGAGAGGGGCAGGAGGGUGAAGCUGUGUCAGUACAAAGUUUUUGUUUCACGAUCUGUUUAAAUGCGCGGUUGCUUGAUAUUAUUCGUAUGUUGUUUUGUACGCAGACGUAUAAAUUGAUGUUUGUAUUGUGUGUUUGAUGUGCAGAUAAGCCUGAAGUGCAAGUCCUGCAGAACUCCCCUGCACAGCCUCUAACGAGAGAAGGAGACCUCCUCGACCUUCUGUGCCAAGUGAAGGGCAAACCAGAGUAAGUGGAGGACCUGAGACUCCGUCAGAACGUGCCCAUCCACCUAACUGGGCUGCUCGAGGAGAAUGCUUGCCUCCUUCUGGUCUUUUUCUUGAGCAUGUUCAGCACCCGGUCCUGUUCUCCUGCAUUGGUAUGACGUUGCAUGUCUGAAGCACAAGGCCAUGAGAAAGCACCUGCAGCCAUGGGCAACCCCAUGGGGAACCUGGGGUGGUGGGAACCUGUGGCUCUUUAGGCAUUGUUCGACUCUCUCCAACUCCCAUCAGCCCCAGCCCAUGUGUCCAGUGGUCAGUGGUGAUGCGAGCUGGCAUCCAGCCACACCCAGAGGGCUGCAGAUCCCCCAGCCUUGGUCCACGUCCACUCUUCGACUAGCAGAUAGGUUUGUGUGGCUGCAGAAACUUGGAAGUGCCCAAAGGAAACAUUGGCCGCAGUCAGACUGCAGAUAAAAUGCUAAGGAAAGUUAUCUAUUUGAAAAUGCUAGGGGUGAGAUUCUAGAAAAUAUAGGUCUCCCCCCACCAAUACUAAAUAAGAAGGGCUUUGCCCUUACAUUUUCCCUCUCCUAUGAUUUUGUUUUCCACGGUGAACGCAGCUUAGAUUUCGUUCAGUUUUAAGUUGACCUUCCCCUCCAGUAUUUUCCUUCUUUGCUCCUGAGCCUGCCCUUUUUUCAGUGUCUGUUUUAACACGUGAACCCUAACAGAGACAUCUCUGAUCAAUAUGCUCCUGUUUUGAAAUUUUUAGCUUCAGAAGACUGAUCCUUUCCUCUCACCCCAGGCUCAGUCACUUUUUAUCCAUCAUCUUUUACUAUGAAUUCAGAUCUAGGGCUGAAAUCCUAAUGUAUGCUUAUGUGAGAGUAACUCCCGUUGAACUUAGUAGAGCUGACUUCCAAGUAAAUGCAUAGGAUUGAACUGUGCGCUGCUUUCCCUCAGCUUUUCUUUUUUCUGUUUAACUGUUGUAUCUUGCAGAGCCCUUUUAUUCCUGCGUGUGGUAUAUUAUCCUUCACUUGGUAUGUGUAAAGCUUUGCAUAUUGUGGCUUUAAACUUGUUUUUCCAAAUCCUGUGUGAGAAGAGGAAGAGAGAGGGGAUGAUUGCUCACUUGGAAAUUAUGUCUCUGGUGUUCUUUGCAAUUCAGAAAGCCAAAGGAAACCGAGGACAUUAUGGACUGAUUUACCUUAGUUAUGUCUCUCUCCAACAAACGUUUUGUGUUGCUUCCAGAAGAUGCUAAGACUUUGAUGGAAAAGAAUUUCAGAGCUGAGAAAUAAUACCCAAGGAUCCUCCUGUGUGUGCCCCCACAAAGAAAAUGCUGAGCCUCCCUGCUUUUCCAAUUGCAUAUUCUCUCUCUCACUCUCUUUCUCCCUGCCCAUUAAAGUUGGAUAUUUGUUACUGAACUCAACUAUAUCACAGGAAGAAAGAAAUGCUACUUAUGGCAGUGACUUAACAUGCAAGUAAAAGGGUUAGUAAUGCAUUUGGGGUUAUUGUUUUGUUUUGUCUUCUCCUUGCUUAGGCCUACAGAUGUGUCAUGGUUAAGAGUAGACGACGAGAUGCCUCAACACGUUAUAGUGUCAGGUUCAAACCUCCACAUUAACAGCCUAAACAAAAGCGAUAACGGCACAUACCGCUGCAAGGCUUCCAAUGAAGUGGGGAUGUCCUUUUCCGAUUACACACUUUAUGUAUACGGUACGUGAGACAAACACACCCUUCUUCCAGAUGUCUUUAUGCUGAAUUGCUGUCAAAUAUUCUGGGCAGGGGGUUGUGGGGAGGGGGUGGAAUAAGAAAGCAGUUUGAUGGAGAAAGCAGCCUCUGAUAACUGUUCAAACUCGGCACGUUAAGUGAGUGGGUUGUUUAAAACACACACAGAAAACCCCAAACCAAGCCUGUUUACUUCUGUCUUCUUUCCCCCAUCUGAUUCAGACUGUGUUUUCUUCCCAUGUCAAGUAAGCAACUACUGCCUGCACUGUCAUUAAGUGCUGGCUUGGAGAAGGGGAGUUGCCAGAUGCAAAGAGGGGCAGGGCAAUAAACAUCUUGGAGUCAUCCUGUUUCAUUUCACAAUCCAGGACGGCUUCAGCCAUAUUCCCAUUUGUAUUCCAGUGAAGUCUUUUCAGAAGCAUCUGAAAAAAUGAGCACGGGAGUUUUUAUUUUUUUUUAUUUUAAGCCAGGCCUUCUUUAGCAAGUUAAAUAACUGAAGAUGUGUGCAGAUAAUGUAACCCAGCACACAAUCUGGAAAGGCAAGUCUCAUUCUGCCUGUCUUCAGCUGCCAAAGAGGCACUAAAACAUUUGCUAAGGCAUUUUCUUAAAAGUGCCGUUUAUGUACCUGCUUUAAUUCUGGUUUCCUGGGUUUCUUUUUACCAUUCCUUAAAAUGUUGUGGCAUAAAUAGCAGUAAUCCUAGCCUGCGAAAAGAAAAAUUAAAUAAUUUCUCACCCACCCCGGAGCUACCUUUCAGAAUGCGGUCCUUUCAGCCUUGGGAAGACUGGUGUGUUCUGUGUGACAUGAACACAUUGCUGCUCUGUAGGCUGUGGUGCAGGCAGUGUGGACAGAUAAAUCAAGGCGUCUAAUAAUGAGAGCCAGUUGUUUUCAGAUCAUUGUGUUCCUGAAUCCCCUUGGUUCCAGAAGACUCUUUUUAGGAAAACUUUAGGGGGUGAUUGUUGGUUGCAGUCCCAUUCCAUGAAAUGUCACUUCACAUGUGUAGGGCAUUCAAUUUAUAUAGCAGGCUCUGUCGUAAAUGUUGCAGCUUCAGAAUGUUUAAUGGGUAAGUUGCCUUCAGUCAUUCCUUUCCCAUGCAUCCUCUCUAACCUCCCUGCAGCCCCCCCCCCCCCCCCCGGCCUCCAAGUCUGCCCUCUCCAGCAGCUUAGUGUUGCUCUGCAUAUUGAUGCUUGCGAUGCAGCAGCUCAUUCUGGGCUUCUGACCCUGUGCACUGUUCCAAGUUGUUAUAAUCUGCCAACCGUCAUGGGCCUCCAUCCUUGACAUUAGUUUGCAAGUGCAGAGUUGGAGCAGAGCAGUAGAUUUGUUUGCUCGGGGCACAAAGCAUGAAACCCACCAAUUGCAAUCUUCACCCAGGGAGAGGCAUUGUGAGAUUCCCUUCUGUACUUGUAUAGGUCAGCUAACUGCAUAGUUUAUUCUUCCCUUGCCCAUCCAUCAAAAUUAUGUGUACAUAUACAGGUAGGAACCAUUUAAUGGUGUAGAGUAGGAGAGUGCCCUCCUGAUGGUGUUACCUUUGUGUGGUUGCUCCAGAGAAGGUGUUUUGACUUCCUUGUGUGAUUAUAUAGGCCAUAGCUGCCCCUAAGUCUGGUGUAAGAGAAGUGAAACUUGUGUGAAUGAAAGUUAAUUGGGCUGGAAAGAUUAGGAGGACAGUGCGUAUCAGAUGAUGUGUACAAGUCUUAGGAAAUAUUGGUGGGGAAAAAUUCUUUUUAAAGUUAGGAUUUAGAAAAGUAGCAUUUCCAAACAAUCUAAUCCUUCCUACAGAACAGCUUCUCAUGGGUGAGUUGAACAGACGGUUGUCCUUGCCAUUGUUACGCUGAAAAAUGUUUAAAUAGUAGGAUUAUCACUGAAAACAACCAAAAGCUAUCAAAGAGAACAGGAGAGAUAAAAUUAAUAAUGGAAUAAUGCCCAUAUCCCUCAAAUUCAAAUGCACCGUUCCACAUACGUGCCACAAUUUCCUUGUAUCUGAAAAACUUUGGACUGAUACUUUCUCCCCUCAACCAAAAACCAAGGCUUUCAAUCAAAACUGAAAUAUGUUACCGCCUGUACCCAUUUUCAGUGGGAACACCUCGGGGGAGACUGACAUGCCUGCCAAAUCUUGCAAGUUUAGUUGAUGAAAAAAGUGGUGAAGCUAAAAAUUGAGAAGGCUCAGGAGACAACACUACGACCCCACGUUGGUCACCAGAUCACUCAAAACCUGUUAGGUGUUUGCUAUUGUUAAUCUGGUUUUCUGUUGCAUGAGCCACUUGGAGGACCAUGGAUCUGAAGAUGUUGUACCAUGGAAAUGCAUCAAAUCAAAGUCUCUUUCAGUAUCUGCCUAAUAUAGUCAAAUGCACUGGCAGUGGAAGCUGGAUAUCUGUACUGUGUACAGUGUACUAUGCAUUCUUUCUCUGACCUGGAAUCUCCUCUCCUGUGGAAAGUUGCAGCAGAGGUCAGCUUUGCUGACAUUAUCUGAGGGAAGGAGCAGCCCUCAUUUUCUUGAUGAUCUCCUGACCUGAAUUGUGUAUCAGUCUUGGCUAAGUUCCUGGUCUCAGGCUGAGGCCCAUCAAACCUCUGCUUAAAAAUUAACACGCAAAUAUAUUUAAGCAACAAAGGAUCUAAGAAAUUAUCAGCAGCGGAGCCAACCUUCGGCACCAAACUUGCAAAGCCCAGCUAACAGCUACUCCUCUGAUGGCAUCUUAUGUUGGCAUCUGAUUGCAUAUGGGAGAAUGCCGUCUAUAAACACUCACCAGGCAAAACUGGUUUCCGGCUUCUUCGCCUGCUUGGAAUCACCCAUUUCAACACAGUCUGGCAGCAGGAAAAAUAGAUAGUAAACCAACCACACAUUGUUCCUAGUCAAGCAUGACUAUGUUUGUAGAGUAGCCCCUGCCAUGUACAGCUGAGUGGGAGACAUAGAAUCUUAUGUACCAGGCACAAUCGACCAAUAGAUUCUUCUGCAUCCACCUCAGUUGAAUAAGUAGGAUCUGCAGGUAGCACUCAUAGAAUUGGAAGGGACCCAGGGGUCAUCCAGUCCAACCCUCUGCAAUGCAGGCAUCUCAGCUAAAGCAUCCAUGACAGAUGGCAUCUAACCUCUGCUUAAAAACCUCCAAGUAACCCCAGCCCAAGUAAAGUUUGUGUGAAAGGGAACUGCAUCCUUCAUAAAUGUGUUAGCAACAGGAUUGUGGAGGCACCAGACAGGUUGCUGUACAUAAGUGUAAAUUCCUUGAUGACAUUUUGAAGCAGAUUCAUGGGGGAAGGGGGAGAGAGAUUUACCUCAAAAUGGCACCUCUGUGACGAGAGACAGCCUGACUCUGAGUAUCAGGCCCUGGACACAGAGUGGGCAUCACCUUCAGCAUCUGACUUGCCCCAUUUGAAGGGUGAAUGCAGGAUUAGAUCAGUUGUUGUUGGGUUGUUGUUUUUUUUAAAAGAUAACUAGAUAAAAAUAAAUUGUACUGGCCUGCUAGGAGGCUACGUACCUUAUGUUUUUCAUGCUGGCAAGAGAGGAGAGGAAGCUUAAGCAUGCGGCUUCUAUUAAGUUUCGCAUACUAGUUUUACUGGCAGACAAGGCUUGGGGCGGACCUUUCUACCCCUCCUCUGCUGGCCUGCUGUGUUUCUGUGCUGCUUUCAAAGGAGAUAGCUCAGAAACCAAGUGGUCUGGUAGAGGAUCCUUCCUUUCUCUGCUAGCUAGCUCACUCUCCUGUGUGUAAUCCCUGGCCACAUUUGGCUUUCAGGGAAAUAGUUAAAUACUUGACUGGACUAGAUGAACCUCCAGUCCGAUCAAGCAAGGCGAUUCUUAUCAAGUGUCAGAUGUUGUAGGCAAAGUUCUUGUGCCAGUUCCCCUAGUUAGCUUCCAAGUCUUCCAACCUGAACCUGCAUUGGGGGACCCAUUUCUUUUUCUGUUUUACCAUAUAUGUGUGCACUGGUGGUGGUGCUACUGUUGCCGCUCAUCUCAGAUCAGGCUGCGACUCAGGAGCAGGUACUAACCCACCAGAUGAAGACCAGUGCCAUAGGGAGCACCCAACCCUUCUGCUUCCUUAUUCCUAGACCAGGGGUCAGCAAACUUUUUCAGUCCACUGUCCCUCAGACCUUAUGGGGAGCCGGACUAUAUUUUGGGGGGAAAUGAAUGAAUUCCUAUGCCCCACAAAUAACACAGAGAUGCAUUUUAAAUAAAAGGACACAUUCUACUCAUGUGAAAACAUGUGAUUCCCGGACCGUCCGUGGGCUGGAAUUAGAAGGUGAUUGGGCUGGAUUUGGCCCCCGGGCCUUAGUUUGCCCAUCCAUGUCUAGACCAUCAGCUCCUUUAAUUUCACCACUUAAGUGAGUGCUGAAUUGAUUGCCUGAAGGCUUUCCCAAACGGAGGCCUUGACCCCUUGGUAUUGCAGUUGCUCCAGACAUCUUGGUGGUUGCAAACAUUCACUCAGUGACGCCGCACCCAAGUGAUGUUUCCUAUCUCCUGAGGAAGUUGUGCCAAACACAAUAAAGGUGAAGCACAUAAUUAAAGUUUGGAUGUAUUAAUUAGAAAAUCUGAGAGCUCACUCGGAGAUGAAAGAGUAGCAGAUGUGUCAAUGAUGAGAAGUUUGACAUGCUCGAGAUAAAAUUUAAAAUCAAAAGCCUCCGAACUGUUUCAUGCUCCAUUAUUGUGGAUUCAUUCCUGAGUUCAAAGUCUGGUGCUCUACUUAACACAUUCAGUUUGAUCAUUUGGGCACAGAUAUGUGGUGGGUUCCCCCCUCCCUUUUUCUUCCCUCCACCCAGUAACUUUUUAUGAAGUCGUGAUGCUGUCUCUUCUGGAUAAAUAUUUGAUGCUUCUUAAGAUUGUUUGCUGUUGGCUUUUGCAGGUCAAGCGUCUUCUAUACAUGGUGCUCCCCCACCUACCUCUUUUUUUUUUUUUUUUAAUGGCGGAGGGAGAAAUCCCCUUCAUCUUUAUCUGUUGGGACCAUUAAGGGAUGUGAUAUAUUAAACAGGAGGAAAAUCUGUGAGCCCAGACAGAGCAUUAAUAUUUAUAAGUCACAAAGACAUUGACUUUAUUUUAAAAGAAAUCUCACUAAAAUCUUCCAUGCAUCCAACUUGAUAUUUAGUCGUGACAUUCUCGUUCCCUUUUGUAUUUAUUACUGGCUUAGAAGUAGUUUUAUAUCCUGCUGGGAUGUAUUGAUGGAGGGAGAAUAAUGAAGUUAACUGCUCUGGAGAAAGGCAGAGGGAGAGACGUACUCAUCUGCUGUUGAUAUUUAGUCUGUUAAGCGCAGCAGGGUCUCUCUCGCCUGCCCCACUCCUAGCCCCUAAUUUUUAGAUUAUUUUUUUUUUAAGACAGAAUAAAGACAAAGCAUUAUUGUUCUUAAUGCAUUGCAAACCGUCCUCUUAGCCAUAGAAAACAUGCAACUUUUUUACUUGCUUUGUGUUGUUGUUGUUUUUCAUUUGUAUUGGUUUUCCCCCCACAGGCUUUUCCCAUACCAUGUCACUCACGUAUCAAUGACUAAUUUUGUGUUGUGUGUUGCUUCUCCCCACCCCACUGCCACCAAUUUGUCCUAAUGUUUGAGGGCAGGGAAAUGUGUUGCUUUGCUUCAGUCAUCCUAAUCCAGAGCUUCUCCACCAAAUGAAUGGAGUCCCAUCCUCACAUUUUAGCCUGCCCUCUUCUCCUGAUACUUAAGACCUACUUCAUAAGGGUGGGCAAGAGGGUAUAACCGCCAUCCUUUAUUUUGCUUCUUUGUUAAUUUAUUGACCAGUUUUAUGUUCUGCUCAUAUUUUUUAAUUUGCUUUUUUUCUGUUUCCCUUUUUAUGUUUUAUCUAGAUCCCCCCACAACUCUCCCUCCACCCACAACAACCACAACCACUACCAUCCCUGCCACCACCACAGGUACGGUACCUUCAUAAACCAUGGAUAAAAACAGAAAUGUGUGUUACUUUCUAUGAAUAGCAGAUGGGCAGAGGUUGGGGGAGGAGAUAGAGGAGAGAAGGGGAGCUGUCACCACAUUUUUUACACUUAUUGUUAAUUUAUUUUGUUUUGCUUUGCUAGCACUGGAAAGUGGGGCCCACCAGUAAAUGAUCCUCUAAUAAUGGAGCUCCCUGAAGUCUCAAACAUCCUGCUCAGGGAGUCCAUAAAUUAGCAUUGCCCAGCCACCCCACCCCAGUUCAGUUUGAGUUAUUCAUGCUUUAAAACAUAAAGCACUGAUUCUCACUUUGAACUUUGGCUUCGAUAGUAUAUUUGCAAGCAUCUUUCCUUAUACUAGGCAAUUAAUUUCGUUUUGAUUUUCAGUUAUCAUAAUCUGCUUCAGUAUCCUGCAGCACAGCCAUCAGCACAGCGUACACAAACAGAGCUUCUUCCUGACGCUUUCUAAACUAGUUCCCUCUGAAUUUUAAAUCCCUGCCCUGCCUUCCCACCCAUCACUUUGAGCCAAGAUACAUUCUACACAGUCAACCGCCAUCAAACAUCAUUUGUACCACCCACCCCUUCCUGUGAGCUGUUCUCUCCCUCUUCUGAUAACUGGGCAUGGUUGCCAAACCCAUCUUCCAUUGUCAUCACCACCCCCUGGAUGCUUCUGUUGCAGAUUUUUUAUUUUUCUUUCAAUACGAAGAGAUGCCAGACAGAGUCCUGUACGGAAGGUGAGACUGCACUACUCUCUUCACAGGCAGCCUUUGAUCUUGUUACAAUCUCCCCUUUGCUUAACACAAAGUUUGCCAUUCACCUUGCAGGCAGUUGUUGUGCCUUCACUCUCUUUAUGUCCCUGUCUUCCGCUUUGCUUUCCCAGAGAUUCAGAAUUAAUGGAUCUGUACAAAUAACAAAAACCUUUCCUUCCAGUGUGCCUUAGCUAUCAUUUUCUGUUGUCUUGUCUAGCCUUUUGCCUCAUUACAUUUUUCUCCUUCCAGGAUCUUAAGAAACCAAAGCUCCUAUAGGUUUCUGUGUGUUCUCAGAGUGCCUGAGUGGUUUGUUUUGUCUGCAGCAUUAUGGAGUGGGUCUGCCCACACACUGACCCACCAUUUACCUUCUAGCACUUUGUGGUGGUGGUCCACAGGUUAAUCUCAACAUGUGCCUUAUAAACCUGUGCAAGGAGCAGACUUGAAGACUCCAGAUAAAUGCAAUUUGAAGGGUGGAGGGUCUCAGCAGGCUACCUGGUGAAGAGAAGAGCUCAUUUUCAUGUGAAAUGACUUCCUGAGUUUAAACCGUCAUGGUGUGAGGUGUCUUUCAUGGGAGGCAAGUUAAGUUGUGGCAACUGUAUUGCUUUUAUAAUCCCUAAUAGAUGUUCAGACUCGACUAACUUUCCCCCGCUCACUCCUUAAGACUCUGCGUUCAUAGGAGGUCUUGCCACGACCUCAGGGUAGAAUAUCGACUUCUGGGGGUUUGUAAUAUGAGGUCUUUUUUUCUGCAUGGCUAGGGGUUUGCAUCUGAUGUUUCGGACCAGAAGACAUUCAUCCUGCUUUGUUUUGUCACCACCUAAAAGUGAAAAUCUGACUUCGAUGGGAGAGGACAUCUUAGGGCGACUGGGUAUCAAGCUAAACUCUCCUUCAGGAAUAAGUGCUCAAAGCAAAAUAUGUGUGCAUUAAAAACUGCACCCAAGUUGGUGCUGGACAGCGAAGCAGAGUGCUUUUUAAAACUCAGAGUAAAAAUAAUGUAAGUUGGAAUGAUAGGGAAGGAUUCUCUUGCUCACAUGGGGAAAGACAGUAAUAAAGCUCUGGCCAGCAGUAUUUGGAUGGGUGGGGGAAUUGACUGUAAAUUAGCUCUCUCUGCAGCACCAUCCAACCUCUGAGGGACACCGGGAAGUAGGAGGAAGAUGACUAGUCACUGACAGCUUCUUAUCCAUCAUUUUGUUGUUCCUCUUUGUUAGGCUCUGGCUCUUCAGUUUUUCUUUAAAACCAGCUGAAACCAAUGGGAUUCCAAAGUCCAUGUUUCCAUAUAGGUGGACCAUUGCACCCACUAUUCUUUUAAAGAACUGACUUAUCCCUCUUCUUCACCCAUCUGUUUGCUUCUGGGUUGCUUUCAUCUAUGAAUAUAAUAAGACUACUUCUUUAUGCCAUUUCCAUUCCGAUUCUGUGGAUUUUAAUUUCACAUCGUUUCCCUCUGGGUGCUGCUAAUUUUGUUUGCAAUUUUUUGUUUGUAAUUUUUUUAAGAAGAAUUUUCCCCUUCUUUUUAAGCUUUAACAGUCUAAUUCCACAUAAGCUGGUAAUAUGGCUCAGUUUCAUUGCAGGAAAUGUUGCAGACAAGAUGCAGUCUUCUUCGUGAUUGGCUGUGUGGCGUGUCCUUCUCUUCCUCCUUUUUCCACAUCACUCUUUAUAUUACCUUCAGCCACAAUCAGGAACCCAACAGACCCUUUCCCCUGUAAGACUCUUCUGAUGAAUUGGAAUCUUCCAUCUCUUCCCAGAAUCCACAGGCUCCUUGUGUGUGUGUGUUAAUUUGUGUGUGUGUGUGUGUGUGUGUGUGUGUGUUUGUGUGUGAGAGAGAAAUUAAUUGAUUACUCCUAUGAGUUGUCCAUUGAUUAAUGUUUCAUAAACUCACAUAUGGGUGAAAACUAUAUUUAUGAAGCAAAAAUCUCUUUCUUCCUAGAUAACAAGUGUGUGUGUCACAGCACGCAUUUCCUCCUAUAUGUCCAAGAGAAUGGACAUUGCCUCUUUUCAGCUGGUGUAAUUUCCCUCUGCAGUUUUUAUAAGCACUUACAUUAAAUAUAUUUGGUUCUUCUUCUUUUUUAGCUGAUGGCAUUUUGGGCAAUUAAAGGUGUUAAAUACCAAUUAAUAAAAAUGUUGCAGUCCUUCUAUACAAAUGAGUUGGAGGGCUUCGGAUCAUUUGUGCACUUCAAAGUAGAUACAAUGGUGCUAGCUCAGGGCCUGUCAGCAUAAUGGGUCCCAAAACUCAGGUAAGUAGUAGACAUCUUUGUUGAAAUGUGGGUUUUGGUAUCUUAUGCUUUGCUCUUUCAGCAGAAGAUUAAAACAGUGAAUGGGACCAAUUGGGGCUCCUGAUUGUGGCCACAGGUAAUCCCUGGCUUUUAGUUGGAUUUAAGCAACUGUUUCCCCGCACCCCCCUCUUCUUUAAGCCAUCGUCUGGCCUCCUCAGAGGGUAAUUCUGGACCCUUUGCUUUAACUCAAGGCGUUUCAUCCACGCACCAGCCAUCUUAUAUCUUCUGCAUACAGUUUCUCAAGAGCUACAUCUUCCCUAGGCACAAAGUGCCCUUGUGGUGGUAACAAAUGAUCUGGCACUGAGGCAUAGUUAAGCUGAGAUUGCCACUAGGACAACUUUGUCAAAUCCCUUCUUUCAUUCCCCCCCCCCCCUUUUCCGUGAUGGAUGGGAUCUUGCAGAGUUGCUGUGUCUUAGCAGACAAGCUGCGUACGUAUUUAUCUUAUCCUGAAGGCUUGAUAUCUUCCUGCAUGGAAUUUAACUUGGGCUCUCUCUCUUCAAACAGAUGAAAGGUUAGAGAACCGAAUGCCCCCCUCCUUCUCCUUUUCCGCAAGAGAGUAGGCUGCCUGCUUAAAUUUGCCUUGUAUAUUAUUGCCUGACAAAUGGGUACAGAAAUGAAUUUCCGUUCUCUCGCUGCAUUCUGUAGUACUUUAGAGCCACCCAUUAGCCUUAAAAGCUUCAGCAGCCAAACACCAAUGAUUAAAUGUCGGUAUAAAACUCCAGGAAUGUAUUUUCUUCCUUCCGUGCUAAAGGUUUGUGUAACCGAAAACCAUUCUCCAAAUGAAAUUAGCAUAAUUACCAACAUUUUAUGCAGUAGUCACAGGGAAAAAUGCUUUCCUAAAAGCCUCAAGGGGCAACAGAUCAUUUCUGCUGUUGCUCUUACCCCUUCCCACAUUGCCACCUGCUUAAAACCUAUAUAUACAAACACAUAGAGGCUUGCAAAGUCCAGUGGGUGUAAAUUACCUCAGAUUCAAGUUUGGGUGCUAUGGGUGACCUUCAUAAAGCCCCAAGCUCUUCAAAUUAAAAUGGGCAGGUGAUAAUGAGCCCACUGUUCUUGGCAGCCCCUUGUCAUAGUCCCUGGAGUGGGGGCAAUUUAACAGUAUAGUUGCAAUGUCAUUUGUUUUAUGCUAGAAGCCUGCAGUUAUCAGUCCCAAAUGCCUUCUUUCAAGCCUGACCCCAGUUAGUUGUGCCUGCAAAGGAACUCCAGCACUGCUGAUGAAGCACAGUAAAUUAUUUUAUUUCUUGCCCACAUUGUAAUUAAGAAUGAUUUUUCCAUUGGCCUUUGAUGGCUAGUCUCUGGAUGCUUCAUGCUCUCCCCACCAAACUUCCCCUAAGUAGAGAUCCGUUUCCCAGCAUGUCAUGUGAUAAUUUGACUGGGUAACCCUUUGUCUAUCAUGGGUUCCAUUCGUUUUGUGUUUGGCCCUCUCCCUGGCAAGCAGCACCGCUUCCCCCCAGCCCCAUAUAAAACCCACCACCCUUUUAUAUCACUUCAAAAAUGUCCUUGUGGCUUUAUUCAUUAAGACAUGCAAUAUGAUAUGGCAGAGCAAGCUGCAUAAUUUAAAUUGCCCCUGGAGUCUUCCCUUGAAAUGUUCCAUUUGGACAGCUGUUAUUUUCUGCGAGAUAAUUAAAAAGUUCUUAAUAUUUGUUUAAAAAUAAACCCUUCUUUUCUUUGGGGCAAAGCACAUUGUGUGUGUGUGUGUUCAGUUUAUCUUUCCUCCUCAUCCUCUUAUAGACCAAUUGUUCUUCCACCCAAGUACAUUGGUGCUUGUGCAUGUGUUGCAACUGCAGGUAUGGGCUUGCAGCCUCCCCUGUUUGUCUCUUGGUUUCUGUGCUAAUAGAACAAAAGGCAUCUUCCCAUGGAGUCCCUAGUGCUGGAACUGGCAUGUUGGAUCAUGCCUAGGAUGGAGAUUCCAUUAUGUCUUCAGCAGGGGCACCAGCACAAUCACAAGCAACUUCGUGAUUCCUCCAAAACUCACUCUCACUCACAGCCUGAACAUGUUAUCUGUUUUCCUUCCUGUAAAACAACAUUAUGGCUUUAAAAAAAAACAAACCAGACUGAGAUGGCGUGGUGUUAAGACAGCAAGAAGGUUACAAAAAUGUUCAUGUACUAGUCUUCCUCCCCCCACUUUAAACAACAGAUGCAGUGGAAUUAAUGGGCAAUAGAUUCAGACAAUGCAUCAUUAAUUUGUGGAGUCUGCUGUUGCAAGAUGAGCUUUAAAGGGAGAAUUAGACAAAUUCCUGGAGGACAUUUGGUCUUUCAUUGGGUAUUGGGCAUGGUGGCAGAGGAGCACCAGUGGCAGAGAGUUAUUGCUUUCAUGAACUUCUUGCAGGCUUUGGGGGAACUUCAGGUCUUCCACUGUGGGUAGCUGCCAGAUGCUGGAAUAGAUGGGCCCACCUGGGUUUCGUCUUGCAGGCUUUCCCUAUGUUUUUAGAGAUGUACUUGAGUGAAGGACUUGAGGUACUUCACCUGAGGAUCUAAAAUAAGUAUUUGAAUGUCUUGUAAAUCAAAUUAGUGCCAGACUGUCUAAAAUGGUAUAUUUGACCCAACACAACCCCACAUUUGACUCAUUGGAGGCCCAAACCUGCUCACAUCACCUUUUAAUUUGGUGCUUACUGUCACAAUAUACAAGGGAGGAAUCACAUUAGCUUUAUCAAAACCUUGCUCCAGAGUUUGACUCAAGCUUCUUCUUUUUUUGUUGUGAGACGUGGAUAAAUUUGUUUGAGAGUUUUUUGUGCCUAUUUGCACUACAAAUAUUUAAUGGAUGUAAAUGUUUGGAAUCACUCCUUCCCAUUUUUCAGAAAUUCAGAAGAAGCAACCACUGUUCUUCUACCAGACUGAAUUUUGCGGUGUGGCGCAUGUUUCCUUCUCCACAGCAGGUUGGCCAAGCUUGUUUCCUCCAGAUGGUUUGGUUUGCGGCUGCCAUCAGCCCCGAAGUCAUCUUACACCCCUGCUGGCUGGGACUGAUGGCUGUUGUAGUCUGAAACAUCUGGAGGGCACCAGCUUGGUGAAGGCUGCAAAGGUGGCCUUUGUACAUCCCCCGAGACAGGCGUUUGGUUCCCAGGAGCAUUUUGCAGACUGGCAUAACCUUCAGUUCCCGCAAAUUAUUUAUUGUAUCAUCUUGGCUUUCUGUGGAGGCUUCCUUGUGUCUCUGGUAAAAUGUCAAGUUAAUUUAGAGUUGAUGUUGCGAUCUCCUGACAUUUUCAUCCACUGUGUGACCACAUUAAAAGGGAAGAGAGGAGGAGGUAGAGCCCCCUACACCUGGGAAGAAAUAAGUAGGAGAAGCUGUUUCUGCUGCCAGUGCACAGCCAAGAACCAGCAAGAGCAUUUUCCCCUCUUUUUUAUGGAAUCAAACCCUUGCUCUGAAGAAACCAGUUUCACUUAUGCAUUGAAAGAAAACUUCUCGAAUUGAAGGGGGAAAGGCAGCUUGAAUAAUAUUAAGCUUCCAUGUAUUCUGAUGGACUCUCAUUUCAUUCCUAGCAUACCUGGAAGCUCCUGGAGUUGUAAAAGAAAUGUACAGUUUACCUUGGCUGAUGCUACCCCACUUCUGGGCAGUCAGCUGUGUUGACAGGAUUGGUCCCACCUGUCCUCUUGGAUCAGCUGCUAAGGCAGCAAAUGUUGGGUACACUGAACUGGCUUCCUCGUACCCCUCUCCCCUGCAAAAAGAGGGGGGGCAAUUCUUCUAGGUUCAUUGUGCAACUCCUAUUUGCUGCGUUGGGACUUGCACAGGAGACAUUCCAGCUGGGAUUGGGUGACCUUUGAUUAAAUUUGCUUUUUGUUUCCCCCAACGCCAGCGCUAAGGUGCUUUUGCAUGUUCACUCAAGGAUGCUUCACUUCACUAGGCUGGAGGCCUGGAUGGAGAGCUGUGUGGAAUGAAGCGUUAAAUCUCUGCCCAAUAUGCAGUUCCAUGCUUCAAAAAAUAAUUUUCUAUGCUACACAAAACUACUAAACGGAUCCUGAUUAUUUUUGUGAAACAUCUGGUCCGCAAAUGAAGCUAUCUCGUGGGUGUAGUACAAGCAGGACGCUGUACAAAACGCCGCUUCCAACGCUCUCGCUUGGAAGUGCUGUUUUGCAUAGUGUGCUCUUGUUCCGGCAGCAGCGUGAGACGGGGCAUCUCCUGCCCCCUUCCUUUCAGGGUGGUUCCGCUCGCUCUGUUUAGGCCUGUUACAUCCCUGCUUCUGUGUUCUUUCUGCCCUGCAAAUCCUGCAGUUGUCUAGUUUAACUGAAACAUAGUGCAGAUCGAAGGAGCUGAGGCAGAUGAGAAUAAAUGGAAGAUUUUGACUGUGUCCUGCUUUUUACAAUCACCUAUAGAUCUGUUUCCAUCAUGCAUUCUUCUAAGCAUCCCAGGGGCAAAUGCCUGUCCAGCCAUAGGGUGCUUGAGCUCAAUAAUCCUGACCCAGAAUGGCAGCUCUUUCAGCUCUGUGGGCAAAUUCUAUGUCAAAUUACCCUCUUUUUCUUCUUUUUAAAAAACAAAUAAAUGCAAGAUUAUGUCUUAAUAGCAUGCUUUGAUUGCAGCAUGGCAUCUCAGGUAGGUGAUAAUUAUGCAGUUACUACUCUGGGGAAAGCAUAGUUUCUCAAAGCAGGAGCAGUUAAGUUGCCUGGAUUCUAUAGGCUGGCAACAGAUUUAGGACUUUUUAAAAAAAACUGUCCUUGGAUUUUCAUUUACGGAACCCAUUCUGUUAGAGACUGUGGACUAAUUUUAUGGAUUAGUUUUUAAACCCCCCAGUCUGUCACAUUCAGUGAACAAUUUUAAGUUGGAGAGAAGCCAUCUGAAUGGAUUAGAAUGUGCCACCGAGGAGUUUGAAUGCCACUGUUUCAACUUAAUAUUGCCCAGCUGUCUCAGAGGCUGGCUUGUUAGGGGGGUGGGUAGUUCUUUUACACUGACCAUGUUAAAUGACUGAUAUCCAAAGGGAUAGACAAUGCCACCUUCCCCCGCCCCCGCUCCCACUUUGUAAGAUAACAUCAUCCAUGACAAAAUAUUUAAUGUCUUUGGUAUCUGGUUAUGUUUAUUUUUAUUAUCAAGAGUUUCUAACACUUGAGAUAAAAAGCAACUUGAUACUUAGAAUGCAGUUUUCCUGCAGCUGGGCCACUCUUUCCCCAGUUACAAUGUUUGGAUUAUAUUUGAAAAGCAAACACAUGGUUGGUACACACAUAGAUGGGGUGGUGGGAGGGAAAGAAGGGAGAUGCUGAGAAAUGGGGGACAUGCUUCUAUUACUCCACAUCCUCAGUAAAUUUUAAGUUUGUCACUGCUCUUUAAGACUGGACAGAUAAUUGAUUCACUCUUGUGUUGUUGUUUUACAUGAACUAGUGGCUUUGUGAACAGGAUAUGCCAUAGUAUUGUUAGCAAAUAGACUCCUUUUGUCCCCUCUGUCACUUGUGGGACCUACAGAAUUUCUGGCAGAUUAUUUUUGAUCUGUUCCUUAGUGUUUUUACCCCAAAGAGACAAAGCAGGUGGUAAUUCCUCCUCCUUUCAAAGUGGGGUGGGGUGGAGUGGGGGAACCAUUGUUCUUCUUCUAUGUGUUGCUUUCUGCUUUUGAAAAUGAAGCCAUUUGUUCCUGGACAUCACUGUAAAGUGCCUUAAGAAAGUUAUACACACACAUAUAUAUAUCAGCAUGAAUGCCAUUGCUAAACCAGGAGCUCAUUUGGGAAGAUGGCCUAGACUGAGUUGGACUUCGAGGCAGUGCACCUUUUAAUCAUUAACUGCUUUAUUUCCCGCUGUGAUCACCCAGCCCAUCUGCUAAUCAUAACUUUGCCAUUCCAGCUGCAGCCAACAUGAUGUUGUUUGACUUUGAAUAUUUGUUCGCCUUUUAACUGCUUGAGAACUUUGUGUUUCAUUUUUGUUUGUUUGUUACCUGCUGAUCUCUGUCCCUGGAUGGGAAAAGCGAGCUGCACUGUCCACACGGAACACUGUUCCUUGACUAAUAAUCUUUUUCCAGCAUAUGAGCAGAAGUUCUGAUUUCAGCACGGUUUAAUUUUGAACCGGAAGUUCACAUAAUUUCCCACAUACAUAAACAGACACACAGAGGAAACAGGUUAGUCAAUUAUUCUGGGGAGAGCAUGAAAUUUCAGGCGUUAACACACAGCUCAUCCAAUUUAAUCCUAGCAUCCCCUCUGACCUUUCCUUUACACCUUUGAAUCCCCCACCAGUUUAAAUGAGACAUUGUAGGCUAUGCAAUUGAGGAUGAAAGGGGCAGGCCUCAAACUUCUGUUUCAUUAACUGUCAAGCAUUUUGAUGCUUUAAUUUUGCCAAAGCUCCCAAUGUGAGAUCAGGAGCUUGGUGGUCCUGAACUGUGUGUUAGAUUGGAUUGCAAAGUGAAAAACUAUCUGUGUUAGAAUGGAGAAUAAGAUGUGCCAUAGGUGAAUUGCUGUCAUAUAAAUCUUGAUAAAACACCUAUUUCAAUUGUGCAAGGGGGUGUUGCUUUUCCUUCAAUAUUUUAAAAUGUGCCAGCCUGUAAGUAUCAUGUAUUUCCCCCCCAUGUGGAUUAUGUACCUGUAUUAUUAUUAUUAUUAUUAUUAUUAUUAUUAUUAUUGUCUAACCUUUGCUCUGGAAAGUUAAGUAUGCAUUGUCCUCUGUUUGAUUGCAAAGGGAAAGUGGCCCCUGCUUUCUAUUAAGUGGAAAGUCUGGCCGUCUCUGGAUUCUGAGGGUGGCAUGUCAACUGUGGAGAAACACCUCCAUGGGCUUGUCUUCUGUAAUAAUAAAAAAGCUCAAGUUCUAGGGUAGUUUAUGAGCUCAAUUACAUGUUGUGGAGCCUUGCAGAAAGCUAUUCUUUUGUUCAUUUAAACAUUGCCUGUGCUGAACUAAAGAGGAACCUCCCAAACCUUCUUUUGAGGUAAAUGGCCUUGUUUGUGCUGCGCUGCAGAAACUCUGAACACUUAGCACUUUUCGAGCUGCUCCCAGAACAGCCGCCUCACCAAUCCUAUGGCCCCAACCCACAUGUGUGGAGCUAAAGGUAUAUCAGUUUGUUGCUGAAAUGGAAAGGGGGACAGGACCCUUUAUGUCCAACUCCUCCAGCACAGAUGGCAAAGCGCUAGCUCACAAGCUGGAUCUGGCCCACAAGUCUUUCCUCCACAGCCCCCUGCCCACUCUUCUGACCUUUAGGGAAGGGGCUGCAUGUCCAGCACUGAUCCUAUGGCCAGCGUGGCAUAACAUUCUUCAUCCUGCUCAUCAUGGAAGCCAAGCAAGCUGCCUGGAGAGGGACGGAGCAAUCUGUCCAUCCUCAGGCAGCACACUUCGUUUCCUUGCUAGCUGUGUGCAUAACCAUAUUUUCUGCACAGUGAUGGAAGUUGGGAGAGUAGAAAAGAAGUUGAGAGCCUUUGCUCGAAUCGACUUCAAGCAUUUUUCUUCCAGUGAAUUAACUUUCCUUCCAGGGUCUUUCCCUGUUGAAGGCAAGCCCCAGCCCCCCAGAGAGAGAAUAGGGGGUGGGUCCACUCAUGGGUGCUGGUUUACCCAUGGAGGAAGGCAACCUUAGUCCCCCAACCCCCCCCAAAAAGAAAUGUUCUCUUCUCCCGCCCUCCUUAGGAUUCUAAUGUUGCUGAACAAGUGAAGGCUUAGCUGAUUUAUGUUGUAAUUUUUGUUGUCAUGGCUGAACCGUGGGCAAAACUAGGCAAAAGCAAUAUGUCUAACGUAUGUUUUGACAUAUACAAAUAGUCUUUGAAUAAGAAUUCUUUACACCCUUUGGGGAUGCUUCAGAAGGUCCAGAAGCCCAAGGCUUGGGAAGGUAGGGAAGACCUUUUCCAGCGAGGUACAUGGAGAAUACAUAGCAUCCUCUACACCCAAAGAGACACCUGAGACCGGGACUGGGCUCCCUCAGUAAAGCUUCAGAGGGCAAGGCUGCCAGAGGACGUCCCAUCUAGGAAUGUUCCUCUCUUUGGUUCAUUCACAGCCCUAAGGUAGGAGUACGUUUGACAACCCACUUAGUUCCACAAGCACUGGAGUCUGUCAUGCUUGUAGCCUACAUGCUGUUAAAAUGAACUGAGAACGGCACACUCUGCUAGAACUGGGGUGCCCUUUCAUUUCUCUAGUUACAUCCCAAGCAACAGGAAACUUGUGGAAACGUUCACAGUUCUUCUCAGUAUCUGGUCCACAGAGCACUCUCUAGAGAUUGAGAUCUUUGCAGAAAGCUUUUCUUCAGUUUGCAAAGAUGGAAUCUGUUCUGUCGUCUUUAUAUAUGUAUCUCUUUAUCUAAACUAUGCAUGACUUGCUAGAGGCAAGGCUACCUCCUCAAUGAUGACCUGUUUUGCAGCGUGAAUGCAAUGGCGUUGUAUGCAUUCAUUCUUGGGAGACUUCCUAUCAUUGGUAUUCCCCGGGAUCAGGUGGAUGCAGAAUGUUGCAUAGCAUCCACAGGUAUUAUGUGCAUGACAAAAGGGAAAGGAGACCCCGGCAGCCAGGUAAUGCACUGACUCCUCUGGCAUUCCCACAUAGAGGGGAAUGUCUUUUGCAAAGGCAAUGUUUGAAUGUAUGAAAGCUUCUUCAAGACUUGCCUCUGCUUGCCCUGGAGCCCUUUGAUGUCCCUGUGCUCACUUCCCCACGGAGCAGGUGGCUCUGGUGUUUCUCCCCACUUUGCAUGUCUCCCUAACUCUUGACCACCAGAAAGCAUCCCGGCUGGCAAAUCUCCAGAACCAAAGCAAACAAGGGUUCCCCCCCACCCCCCCUCAGGCUCACAGCUUUUAAGCUCAAGGCAUGUCUCUUUAAAACAGUGCAACUCACUUCAAAUGCUUUUUGCCUUUCAUUUUAUUAUUGCUUGUCACGCAAUGUUCUUUGAAAGCUUGCUCAUAUAUUAUCUGUUCCAUUUUUUCCAUUUCCCUUUUUUUGCAUGCUGUUCCUCCUGUUUCUUCCCUUCCUCCAAACCUCUGUUCCCGUGUGUAGACACAACGGCGACGACAGAACCGGCAGUUCACGGUUGGUAUUGCAUUCCUGUUUAUCUUUUCUCUCAGCAGCGCUGUGCUGAGUGGCAAGGCAAGCCUGGGAGGAAAGGCAGGGGGCGGAGGGGGCGGGCAGAGAAAUGAGGGAGCCAGAGAUAAAGUUUUUUUUUUAGGGGGUUGGAGGACUAAUGCUUCAAGUGGACUGAUCUCAUAAAUAUGCCAUGAUUUUUAAGACUCGAAGGGAUGUCUAGCCUUGUCAUUUCUGCUGCGAAUUUAGCAUUCAAUUGUUGCAGGCCUGGGCAUCCAGCUAUUCCCCAAACCCAGCAAAAACAGCAGGCAUAUCAGAGCAGAACAAGAGGAACGGCUGCAUUUCAGCAACCAGUAUUUCCGACAGUCAGAACGAAACAUUCCAGAGGAAUCUGGCUUUGGAAAUUGUGGCCCAAAUGUUGUUUUAAUUGUAAUGCCUGCCAUUCCCAGGGAAUCUCUCAGGUAUGCAAGAGAGGCAUAAGACAUUUAGUAUGCUGAGGCAGUUCCACGGAGUAAUCUGUCGUGUCAUAGGUCACCAGGAAGCCUUUCAUUAGCAAGCUUCCAAACACAUGCUUCACUGCAACGGGCUCUCCCUGGCCAUGGUCAGAACAGAUGAGCAAGCUCACCCCACUCACCUGUUUUGCGUCUCUUCCUUCAAACAGCUUGACAGCUUUCACGUCCCCCAGAUUUUAAAGUAGGAUCCAGUAUCACAGACUAGUAACUGAGUUGAUAAAAUAACUUUAAUAUACAAAUUCCAUUUACCUGACUAAAUUUUAACCCAUAACCUUAUUGCUAAAAGUGCACCCUGUCUUUUCUUAAGAAGCACAAGACUUGGUGAAACUUAUUGGAAUGAUUGCCCUGAGUGAAAGAGCCGACAUGGUGUCCUCUAGAUGUUGUUGGACUACAGCUCCCAUCAACCCUGGCCAUUUGCUUGGCUGGCGGGGGCUGACGGGAGUGGUAGUUCAGUAACUUACAGAAGGCCGUACAUUGGCUUUGCUUGGUCUACAACUGUGAGCAGCUCUGAGUUUGAGACUGGGGUCUUCCCCAGCCUUUGUCACCCAAUAUUCUUUCAAAGUUCACUCACUCCCAAUCUAUUUUAUCAGCCUUGAGGGAGACCUCUGUACCAAACAUCACAUUAUGGUUAUUGUGCAGUUCGUAAUCGCCUAUCCAUACAUAAUCCAAAGGUUCACAAGGGGUCUACUAGGUCAAAUUAUUCAUGACACUAUAACAUUGGAAUGCCCUCCCCAAGGAGGCUCACUUAGCACCUUUGUUACAUUUCUUUAGGUGCCAGGCGAAAGCAUUCCUCUUCUCCCAGGCCUUUGGCUAAUUCAACAAUCUUUGGCCUUUUAAAUGGGGAGGGUAAUUGUUUUUGCUUGUAAUUACCGUAUUUAUCAUUGUGUUUUUAUAUUGUGAACUGCCCUGUGAUCUUUGGAUGAAGGGUGGUAUAGAAAUCUAAUAAAUAACAAUAUUAGUUUAAUGUGGGAUGCUGGUGGCGCUGUGGGUUAAACCACAGAGCCUAGGACUUGCCAAUCAGAAGGUCGGCAGUUCAGAUCCCCACGACGUGUUGAGCUCCCGUUACUCAGUCCCUGCUCCUGCCAACCUAGCAGUUCAAAAGCACGUCGAAGUGCAAGUAGAUAAAUAGGUACCGCUCCGGCGGGAAGGUAAACGGCAUUUCCGUGCGCUGCCAGAAGCGGCUUAGUCAUGCUGGCCACAUGACCCGGAAGCUAUACGCCGGCUCCCUCGGCCAAUAAAGCGAGAUGAGCGCCGCAACCCCAGAGCUGGCCACGACUGGACCUAAUGGUCAGGGGUCCCUUUACCUUUACCUUAGUUUAAUGUAAAACAGAUUUCCUUGUUGCGUAGGGUGCCAGGUCUUCCUUUGCAGUUGCCAUUUGGGAAUUACUUGAGCACGCCCAGUGUCUUCACUCUGCAUGCUCCUAAUAGAGAUGGACAUAAUUUAUUGAGGGCCUGUCAUUGCAGAGACAUGGAACUGGUAUCUGCCUGCCUGAACAUUUUUCAGGAUAGCAGCCACUGUUAUCAGACAUGGCUGCCACCGUGUUGGAAGUCCCCAGUCAUGUGCAGUUGGGGCACAGUGCAUGCAUCAAAGGAGUUAGAAGCAUGGACGUGAAACAUUCCUGCACAUGGUCCUGCUGUCCUAUUUCUCUGUAUUCUACAUGUGUGGGAAGGAAGUCUUCAAAAUUCCCAAGUCAACCUUCUCAAAUCCUCAGUUUUCGGCAAAUGCUGAAGGAAGAGAUGACAAAGCAUAUUAGACAAAUACACAUCUUGGAUGUCUGUUUGGCCUAUGAGAGUCUGCAUGUUGUAUUUUCAUAUUCAGCAGUUGAGUUGCAGACUGGAGAGCCCACUAUAAAUUGAUAAAAUCCCACUGGAAUUAGCUUGAUUCUGUUUGCCUCUACAUUUCUAAUUAUCAUACUAUUAGGAAUUUUGGCUCAACGAGUAGACAUUUUAACUGAAACCUUUUGACUAUCACUGAAGUGUUAAAGCUCUGUGUCUGCCGCUUCAGGCCCAUAGUAGCAGCUAAAGCUACCUUCUGCUAAUAAACAAUUAUUAGUGAUGGGUUUAUAAUUGAGCAUUAGUCCUGACUCACUUGCUACUGAAAUAAAUGUUGAAGUCUGGAGAAUUGGCUAAUCCGCCCCCAUCCCAUUGUCCACUCUUAUGUCAGCAACAUUUCAGUCACAGAAGCCACAAGCUAGAUUGGAUUUGAGGGUGGAGAGUAACAGCCUAAAUGAACCAAGGGUCUCAGUUGUACUCAAGACUCAUUAGGAUUGACAGCACCAGCAUAGAUGAACCAUUAUGAAGCACCUUGUAUCCACUUGCCACGAUUUCUAGCACUGUGUAAACAAAAAUAUAUUUAAGACUUACCGAGGUCCUAUUGGUUGUGUGGUUCCAUUGAGACCACCAUUAAUGACAGAAGCAUCUGAAAACUUGUAAAGAAAACAUUAUGGUAAUGGGCAAAGAAUUCCAGAACAAGAGUUUUACAAAAGUAAAAGCUGGGUCAAAACAAAACAAAACAAUGAAUUAGAUGUUCACUUGUUGCUGCCCAAAGAGGAAAAUGUAGCUUUUGUUUUAAGGAAACAGAGGCAUGAAUGUUGCAUGGGUAUCCCUAACCUUUAAAAUAAAUAAAACUAAUAUUUUGAGGUCAUUGCACUUGAAGUCACCUCAGGUUGCAUAAGUUAAUUUCACUAAAUAAUUUCAGUGAAAUUACUAAUAUGUACACUUGAACACUAUUCGGCCCAUUAGAUAGCUGAUACUCAUUAGAAAGAUAGUUGGAAAAUAUUUUAGAAAGUGGACUAUUAAUGAUGCAAGAACACACACAUACAUGCACACAUUUUAGAGGUAUAUAAGACCCCACAAAUCAUGUCAACGUUAGCCUUAAUAUAGCCCAAAGUAAACUGGGGAACAGAUCAGAUAUUUAGCCAGAAAUGCCUUGUACAUUGAAAAUGGUCAGCAUAUUGACUGCAAGCGCCCCAUAACUUCCAAGCUGGAGAUGAGAAAGUUGUUGAACAAAUAAAUUACUAGGCAUGUCAGGCAAAUUGACCUAUGAUAUGCUUUCUGCCUUAAAGUAAUAAUAAAAGAUCCUGGUUCGUUUGGCGUCCCUUCUUUGUCAAGGUUGCCCUUCCCCCAUUGAAGCUUCUUUGUGGUUUCCUUCCAAGCUUGCAUUGCCAGCGUGUGUAUGAAGUUGACCAGAUAUUUCUUGUGUGUUGGCCAUUUUGUUCUGAACAAUGUCCAAAUGAAAGUGAGCAUGUCUGUGGAUGGUGAGAAAUGCAUGAUGGGCAUGAUGGGUAACCUGUCAAACCAGAUGGAUUGCCUCCAAAAAUAAAAAUAAAAAUUUCAAAUUAAAACACUAGUGGAAGGCCAAAUACCCAAAGUCUCAUUUGAGGACACAGGCUGUUUUUCAACAUGAGGGAGGUGCUUGAUCACUCCAUGAAUUUUUUGGAGUGUAUCCGAAAGGACUGGAGGUGGGGGAAGGAGUUUGUCUGCAUGCAAAACUAUAGCAACCUCCGGCCAUCUCUCUUCUCAUAAUGCAGGACUUAACAGCAGCUAUGCAUGGGCAAGUUUAAAGCACGAGCAUUUAACUCUUCCAACUGCAUAUAAAGCUGAGAUCUUUAACUUGCGGGUUUCCAGGUGUGCUUCCCCCCUCCCCCCACUCUUCUGCAUUCAUUGUCAGAAUUCUAAUAACAGCAUGCUGUUCAUGGCUGAUGCUGGGGCUCUGGCUUUGGCUGCACUUCAGUGCCUUUUUUCAAGAAUCCUAUUUCCCUUUUAACUUUCACCUUGCAGUGCAGAUGCCUUUUGGAAAGUUUCUGUUCUCUAAAUCAGUAGAACAAAGCAGGACAGCUGCACGUGCUGGAGAGGUGGACCAAAUGAUUCCUACAAGCCAACCCCUUGCUAUUUUUGGAGAUUUGAUUUUUUUUUAUCCUUUCUAUCCUAAAAAAAAGUCAUUCCAAGAAUUUGUCCUACAAAGCUUGACUUGAGAGUACACCUACCCUAUUUUGGCUAAUGAUGCUAACAAUGCCCUUUAUUCCCCAGUGAACCACUUACCAGAGAAAGGAAGAGCAGAAGAGUGUCGUUUUUAAAUCAGAUAUGCAUUUCAAUAAUGCAGUUCAGACAGAGCUAAGAUGUUAAAUGCUGCUCUCAAAUAUUUCCGAGUGCGAUGCUAAUUCCCCAGGACAAGUGCUUCUGAACAACUUCACAAUAAGUUCUCUAGUGGGUUGUACCCCCCCCCCCCAGUUAUGGUGAAAAUACAGUGCCAUAUUACACUUCCUCCUUUUUUUUCAAUGAAGUGAAUGUGUAUUUACUAGCACAGGGAUAACCAACAUAGUGCCCUGCAGAAGUUGCACCCCAGCUUCCUUCAGCCCCAGCCAGCAUAGCCAGUGGUCAGCGGUGAUACAAGCUGUAUUCCAACAGUACCUGGAGUGCGCCACUGGCUAUGUUGACCCCAAUGCUAACAUCUCCAGCAGAACACUUUGAACCCUCAGUUUCCUCCUCCUUCCUGGUUCAUCUGAAACAGAAACCAUAUGGCAGUUGUUAAAUGUAUGCAUUGCAUUGAAGUUCAGACAUUGUGCAGCUUUGCAAUGCACACACAUGUGCUGUUACAAAAAAGAGAGAGAGAGAGAAUUAUAGUGGCCUUCAGGUUAUAGAUGCUGUUGACCAGCUGUAGGGACAUCUCAAAUGGAGCAUCUUUUCAACAGCAAUUCAGUCUGGAGAUUGGGUUUCAGCAGUCAUAUCAUUUAAACUGGGAGCAACAUAUCCCAAGGGAGAUAUGGGCAACCCAUGUCAUUUUCAAAGUUGAUAAAGCAGACCUAUGAGCACAGGAUAUGAGUGGGAUGCAGGAUCCACGUGGUGAGUUAGACUGUACACCCACACAAACACAACCUAAAGUAGCGCUCUGUGGCUCCUCUGAAGUAAGCAUGCUACCCAACCAUUCAAAUGGAACAGAAAGCUAUGUAGAACAGCCUGCCCACAUCUGAAGACAUGCUAAAAUAUAUAUAACUGUUAUCAUUGAAAUAGAAGAGAGAGAAAAACCACAGCAGUAUCAAAGGGGAACAGCAUCGGCAGUCACUAAAGAGCCUGAAAACUAUUAUUUUUUGGAAGCAGCAAUUAUACCUUUGUCUUAGCCCAGAAGUCUGUGCUGUCUUUGCCCUCUUCUCACGUGGUCCAGGAUUGGCUCAAUAAGAAGAUAUUCACCAAGCAAAAAUAUUGGCUAGCUACGUUUGAAAUCACAAGUGUGACAGCAGUAGAAUAAGAAAUAAAUAACUGGCAAUUUAAGAUGGCAGGAUGAUGGGUGUAAUUUUUCUGCAGCAUUUUUUUUAUAUAUAAAAAAUUAAACAUCUGUAUGCUACUUUUCAGCCUGCAGUAUGACUCACAACAACAAAUGACAAAUGACAAAAAUGACAAAUGAUAAAACAAAAAAAUACUACUGAAAGAGUCAUCAGAUUAAAGAGAGGCAGCAGCAGCAGCAAAACAUUAAGCAGCAAUAUCAUGUGAACAAAUUCUGGGGCUGAACCAGCUUUUGGCACCCUGGUGGAUGACCUAUAUCAAGAGUGGGACAGGCAGAGUACGACUGCUUCUGCUUCUUGAUCUCAGCAAAUUUUGAUACCAUUGACUAUGGUAUUCUCAGGGACCGACUUGGGCUCUGUGGGAUGGGUCUUAUGGGCACUGUUAUAUAGUGGUUCAGUUCCUACCUCCAGGGUCAUGUGCAGAGAUUAGGACUGGGAGAUUGUUUUGGCCCCAUGGUCUUUGUGUUGUGAUGUACAGCUGGGUACAAUUUUGUCCUCAGUUCUGUAUUUAACUUCUGUAUGAAGACACUGGAUGCAGAUGUUCAGGGAUGGAGGGCAAGUUGUCGUGAGUACGCUCAGUGCUUUUUUUCUGACUGUACUCACACAGUACUGGCACCUCCCCCCCCCAAAAAAAAACUUGGCUUCUAAAGUGCACGUGUGAACACGGCACAGGGUCUUAUUUUGCAAGUCUUAAAGAUUGUGUAGAUUCAUCUGGGAGAGCAAUCACUCAUCCUCUGAGAGACACAAAACCCCUGCAAAUUUUACUAGAAAUACCCUUGCAUACAAAAAUUAGCAGUAAAAAACCAUAUUUCAAGCACAAUAAUAAAAGAGAGGGGUGUGAAAUUAAACAACCUAGUGCCUCCAAGCAAUACCUUCCAUUGCCACAGACCAAGACAAACCGGCUUCUAAAUGACAUAGUAUGGUUCAAUAUACAUUGCAAAACAGAGGAGAAAUGAAUUUGUUUAUUGUUAUUUCUCUAGUUUGUAGACAGCCCUUCAUCAUGUCAAUGUGAUCUCAAGGCAGUUUCCAACAAUGCACAAAAUAUAAUACAUAAAAGAAAACAAUUGUUAAAACAACCCAAUUAAUAAAAAGAAGCAGGGGAGCAACAGCCUGGUGACAAUGUAAUCAAAGGGAGGUUACUAAUUUACUCCCAAUUCCUUGGAGAAUAGGAUUGUUUUAAGGCAAAUGCUCUUAAAAAAUAAAGUUGUAAAAUUAUUUUAUAUUUGCAUCUUACUUACAUUGCUCCUUUUUUUGGGUAGGCACUGAGUAGGGGUGGCGCUGUGGAUUAAACCACAGAGCCUAGGACUUGCCGAUCAGAAGGUCGGCGGUUCGAAACCCCAUGACGGGGUGAGCUCCCGUUGCUCGGUCCCUGCUCCUGCCAACCUAGCAGUUCAAAAGCACAUCAAAGUGCAAGUAGAUAAAUAAGUACCGCUCCGGCGGGAAGGUAAACGGUGUUUCCACGCGCUGCUCUGGUUCGCCAGAAGAGGCUUAGUCAUGCUGGCCACAUUAUUCGGAAGCUGUACGCCAGCUCCCUCGGCCAAUAAAGCGAGAUGAGCGCUGCAACCCCAGAGUCAGUCACGACUGGACCUAAUGGUCAGGGGUCCCUUUACCUUUACCUUUAGGGGAUCUUAUCAGCCAUAAUGUAGAUUGAACUCGCUAUAUAAUUAGGGGGAAUAUUGUGCAGGACUCCUCUAACCAGCAUCUGACAGGGUGGAGGGUAUCUGAGUGAAACUUGCUAUGAUUAAGGUGCCCAAGCAGUAAUUAUACAUAUAUUGGAAUAUAAAUUAAAACAGUUUUACUCGUGAGCUUAGACUAUAUAACCAUUCAUCUUAUUUGAGCCCCUCGGUUAUAAAAUGUGGCAGUAGAAUAUCCAUCUGCCUUCAGAGAAAAUGUGUCCACUGUCCUACCCUGUAAUCCUUCUGGAACCAUCUUGAGUAACGCAAGAAAUGUGUUGUGAAAGACCUGACUAAUCAAGGCUUCUCUGUACAAGGGAACAGAAUUUGUCUUAGGUAAAUGCCCUCCUCUCCUUAAUAUUCAUAUUGUAAAUAAAGUAGGGGUAUUGCUACUCACAGCAUUUAUAGCAAAUUUUAAUGGACAUAAACAACUGUGGAUCAGUGUCUGAUUAUUGUUUACAAUUCCAUUUGGUCAACACUUAGGUAACACUGGGCAACAAUUUUUUACUUUUUGAAUGUUGUCUAGAUUUCUACAACUGAUUUAGGGUAUUUUUGCACUGCUGAAUCAGGAAAUGGCAUCCAUUUCUCUCCAUCAGGUCAGGUUUACUGUAAACUGAAUGGUGGGCAUUGAUAAAGGUAAGUACACGUAAAUUGCAUGUCGCUUCACCAUUUUUCAAACUUCAGGGCUUGAACUUCCAUUUCUUGGAACUCCUGGAAUGCUCAGCGGCAGGGAGGUCUCUUUUCAGAGUCCAACAGUAGUCAGCCAUCAUGACUGCGUCCCAGCGACCCUGAUACCUGGUCUCCAUCUCUUUCAUGUCCUGAUGGAAUCUCUCCCCUGCUCGUCACUCAUUGAACCCAGGUUCUCAGGAAACCGGUCCAUAUGUGAAAAUAGGUAGUGCAUCUUGACGCUCAUGUUGCAGUCCAGGUUUCUGAAAGCAGUCAGCAUGUUGUUGACAAGUUCUGCGUAGUUUCUGGCCUUAUUGUUGCCAAGAAAGUUCUUCACUACCAGAACAAAUGCCUUCCACGCUUCCAGUUCCACUUCCUUCAUUGAGUUUCCGAACUCUGGAUCUCUGAUGAGCUGACGGAUCUGAGGACCGUCAAGGAUGCCAGCUUUCAACUUCUCCAUGGUCAAUCCUGGAAAAGCCUGGCACAAGUAAGUGAAGCAGUCACCAUCCUUGUCCAGAGCCUUGGUGAACUGCUUGAUUAAGCCGAGCUUGAUGUGCAGCGGUGGGAAGAGUAUUCUGUCUCUGUCCACCAGAGGGUCGUUGAUGACGUUCCUUUCUUUGCAAGGCACCAAUUCCUCCCGCACAGGCCAGUCCUUCUUCGUGUAAUGCUGAACACGGUCCCUACUAUCCCACAUGCACAGAAAACAUGGGUACUUGGUGAAGCCAGACUGUUGUCCCAACAAAAAGUUCACCAUCUUCAGGUCAACACAAAUAAACCACGUAUGCUAAUCAUAACCAAUUUUCUCCAGCACAUACUUCACCGCUUCAUAGUUCUCCUUCAGUGUACUCGAGUGAGCCAGGGGUAUAGAGGCAAACUGGUUGCCGUUGUGUAGCAGAACACAUUUCAGUGAUCGCUUGCUGCUGUCAGUGAACAGUCUCCAAUCUUUGGGUUUGUACUGUGGCACUCCAAGCCCCAUUAACUUAGUUUUGAUCCCCCAACUUUAUGCUUUGCCGCACUAAUUUAUGGAAGAUUUCGAGGUUUUAUGACUUCAGACUGAUCCCUUUUCGACAUUAUCACCCAGAACUAUCGGACCUGAAUACUUCUUGUCAUUCAAAUAAUCAUUUCCAAUCAAAACAAUUAUUCGACAUGGCAUUUUACCCCCACCAACUUCUUCUAAAAUGCUCCACACAAGCGUACAUGUGAACAAAAAUGUAAAAAAAAUGACAUGUGGCCAUAGCUCAAAAACUUGACCUGAUUGAGCAAAACUAAUGUGAUUUUUUGAUUCAGCGCAUCUGAUUCGUCCUAAAUCAACUGAAAAAAUGCAGACAACAAAUUUGUUGUUGACCAGUGUAAUAGCAAGGAUUUCCAAAAUGCCCCUCUGUCAAUUUCAUUUUAUUCAGAUUUAUAUCCUGCCUUUUGACAGUAUUCUUCCAAAUGACACUGUUAUCCAGACAUGAUUCAGCACCUUAGACUCCCCUCUGGACUAAGUUUGUAGUGCAUAACUGUUCUCCAGACCUAUCCAUGAGACGACCUUUUGAGUAGUAUUUCUAAGCUUAUUUUAUUUAUUUAUUUUUAAAAAUGUGUUUGCUGCUCUGGAAAUCAAUUUAGGAAGCAGUGUGCAGUUGUGUUGUGCAAAUACAAGUCUAGGAAAGGAAAGCAGAGUGCCCGUUAGACACAAGUACGUAUUUAGACAGUUGCUGUACAUAUGCAACAGAUUCCAGCUUCUUUAAUUCCAAGUGACUGAACAAUUGCAUGCAGUCGGAAAGUUAACUCUCAUUUUUCACACACGCACACACACACACAGAGAGAGAGAGAGAGAGAGAGAGAAUUUGCAGGAAAAUGGGAAUGCUUCCUAAUCAAAAAUGAAGAAUAAAAUAUUUUAAAAGCCAAAUGGGAAGUAUAAUGAGAAGAAACCAAGACAUAAUUGUUCUCAUGUUUCUUGACUACUAAGAAUGCCAUUCGGUGACAUUUUUAAGUCUACCGGGAUUCUGAUAUAAAUGGACUAGUUGAACUGAUCAGUUUCCUUUGUGGAGUGGGCGGGGGAAAUAAAAGACCAUUUGCUUCAUAAAAAAUUCAGCAUUGCCCUUUUUACUUUUCAGAAAACAAGGUUUUCUUUAAGUGAAAGAGAAGAAAAUCCUCUGAAAAGAAACAGAUUGGAGGAGAUAAAAAUAGCUUUCUAAAUGAUGCUUUUGAGGAGUCAGCUUGCAUUCUUGUACUACAAGUGUGACCUUAGGGCCCAGAGAUGCAGUCUUCUGAAUUCCAGUAGUGGCUUCAAAGGCAUGUUUGUUGUCACUAAUCAGUAAUAUUUCUUCCUUCAGCAUAUAAUUUUAUCAGUAGUGUCCACUUGACUUGGUGAUUAUCAGCCAGCUGCAGUCUCUACACACAAAUGCACAAUCUAGUUACUAUCCAGACCCAAUUAUUUGGUUGGGUGCGGGGCGGGUUAGAAGCACCUAAUUCACAUCAGAUUGCUGCCGACACACUGCAUUAGUGCAAAUAUUUUCUCGAGCCAAACUCCCCCCAACCUGGACAAAAACAGUGGCAACCUUUGAACACUGACACACCUCGACUCCACAAUGGGCGCAAUUCACUGCGUCAGCUUGAUUGGAAAGAGGUGUUGCAAACAUGCAUUCAAUGGCACACUUGUGUUGUUAGCAAAAUCCCAUUUCUUUCACUGAGCUUGCACCCGAGACAUUUCCAGUGGACCAUGUCCGUUGACCUUUAUAUUUGGAUAUUUAUAAUUGACUCCCUAUGCAUCUCUAAUGUGGGACUUUCCAGGGUUAUGGCUGCCUUCGUGAAUACAUCUCAACAUAAUUCUAUUCCAGUCAAGCUAAAGCAAACGUUUCUGCAAAUAUACUAACCAAAUACACUAAUAUGCCAAUUCUGGGUCCCCUUUAUCUUUGUGCAGUGAGCUAAGCCUCCUUAGGGAAGUUCACAGCCUCGAGCUGCGAUGUCUCCCUAAGAGAUCGCAGUUAUUCAUUCCCACCUAAAAACUGCAAAGAGAUUAAGUUGCAAAGGUAUCCCCACAAGCCCCAGAGCUGCAGUGUGUGACAGUUUCAUUAAUGUGGCCGGCAGAAGGCAUAGCUUAGUCAGGGCCACUCGUAGCUCAGGCAUACAGGUAAAUGUGUGCCUGAACACUUUUCACCUUACAGCUAGACAAGGAAAACCUACCGUGAUUUACAAUAAAUAUACCUCCCGGAAUUUUGCAUCCUGGGUGGGGAGGGGGCGGGACCAAAACAAAACUUACUCAGAGAAGGCAGUUUAGUACACGCCUUUCUUUUACUUGCAAAUGACAUUCUCCAUCAAAGUUUGCAAAGCCAGCAGCUCUUCCUUUGCUAUGAGAGUGUGCACAGUUUAGCUAUUAACAGAAGCACCUGCAAGCUAUUGUUUACAAGCUAAAGCAGCUGACACAAUUGAUAGUGGCCCCUUCACAGUAAAAUGUCAGUGUGUUUUUUCCAGCAUCACAGAAGCUGCUUUCCCAACUACCCACAGAGCCUUAACUAUUUCAGAUUAGCAUUUAGACUCCUGUUCAAUCUUAGCAGGGCAAUUCAGCAACUGCAGCCCAGAUAUUUAUUUUUUUGGGGGGGGGGGGGAAGGUACCAGCUCAAAUCUGGGCAAGUAGUAGCUUGGCACUCUGCAUCUUAAAAAUUAAUUUUUUGACUGUGCUGUGUUGUAUAACGUGGUUUUGGAAGCCGGUUUUACAUUGGCAAUCAGUCAUUGGGUAGCAAGUAUUCUUUAGAACAGCCUUUGCCAAACUGGUGCCUUCCAAUCGUUUUGGACUAUGACACUCGUGCUGACUGGGGCUGAUGGAAGUUGUAGUCCGAAACACCUGGAGGGCACUAGGUUGGCAAAAGCUGUUUUAGAGCCAAGCUAGACAUUACACAGAGGAAAAAGUGUUUUCCUUCACAUUUUUUUAAAAAACCACAAUUAUCUUUUGCAGCCUGUCAGCCUGAGCAGUGUAAGGAGAGCAUGCAUCUACUACCCUCUGGCCAUUUCCCAGUUCAAAAACAGCCUCUCUAAAUCUAUGUUUCAUACACUCCUUCCUCAUGGUAGGAAAGAAAUCGGGGGGCUGCCGUUGGAAGGAGCCAGCAAGUAGGAAUAGGGUCAAGCAGUCUCUUUCCACAUUGUUGUUGUUGCUGCUGCUGCUUCUCUUCUCUCUCCAGUGCAGUUUUUUGGUAUAAAAAGCACACCAUCAGUAGCAAAAGACAAUGGAAGACAAUGGGACUUCAUGUGACACCCAGCUUUUCUCUUAAUUAAACAGGCUUCCAUCAACUGCCAUCUCCUUGCAGCCUUUGGCUGAGAAGCACCCAAACUUUCCCGCAAAUGAAUCAUUUUUUUUUUUAAAAAAAACAAAUUGAAAAGUGGCAGCUGUAAAAACCAAACGUCAUGUUUUGCCAACAGAUUUCGCCAAGAAGAAAGAUCCAGGCAGGGGUUUCUGCCUCACUGCAUUGUCAACUUUGAGAUGGCUUUCCAUAAAACAGAUCACGCCAGAAUAUUUUAAAAUGAAAAUGCAACAACUCUCAAUCUCCAUGUGCUGCUGCUGUAGUUUUGAAAAGAGCACUUCAAGAUAGUCCUGAAUCUGACUCCCCAACCUGGUGCCCUUCAGAUUUUGAAUUUUAAUUUUGGGCUGCAACUCCCAAUGGCUCCAGCCAGUAUGACUGUUUAGGUGAUAAUGGGAUUGAUGGGAGCACAACCAUGCUGGUUGAGCCUGAUGAGAGCUGUCAUCUAAAAUAUUUGGAGAGCACCAGUUUGGGGCAGGCUGCUGUACAUUGACAAUAGACUGUCUUAGCCAGCAUUGCCAAAAUGUGCACCGAAAGCUGGAAAAAUGUUUGCAUUUUAAGUGUGUGUAUAAUCAAAGCAAGAAUUGUAAACUAAAGUGAUACAGAAAAUUUAACAAUUAAUGUUUGGUGGGGGAGGGACUUGUUUUUGCAUGCAGUUAUGAAUGAGUGGUUUCUGAAUGUUUUGUACAUGUUUCAUGUGUUUUCAGUGGUGCAGACCUAGACAUCUUUCUGACAGUCUAUUGGUUGUUUGGUUUAAAAGAGGCAAAAAAAACAAAAAACAACCACCCCAAAAUAUAUUAACUGAUUGGUGAGCCUCGUUUGCAAGCUAAUCUGAGCAAAAAGCUUUUGUCAGAUGCCGAGGGAUUGACUUCUUUCGUUAUUCUUUUCCCUGAGAAAUUCAUCCUCUGUUCUUAAGUGUUUUGUUUUCUCAUCCCUUGAGGAACACAAAGAAAAAUGAGUUUGUUUUUACUUGUAAGGCUUUACUCAGUUGCCAAAUUCCGCCGAAGAGCUGGACUAUGGGGAUCUCUCAGGUAAGGGCUAGUUCUUAGGUUAAGCCAAUGUGGUUGUUCAGUCUGUGGGUUUGUUUGCUUUCCACCUUGUUUGCAUCCUGGCUGCUUUAAAACAAAACGAAACAAAAAUCCAUUGUGCAAUUGCUGUGCGGCAGAAUCGCAGCUAAUCAGAUGCAGAGGCCCAUUAUUCAGAAUGGCUGCUCCUCUCCUCCCCCCUCUUGCCGUUGGGCUUUUCCUCCUCCCAAUCGCUUGAUAAGGACAAGAAUUUACCAACGUGUAUAGCAGCACUCGAGAGGGGGGGAGGUGAUGGGAGCAUAGAGCGCCGCGAGUUAUAUUACAGGUUGUCUAGUAGCUGCUGUGAGCUCAGUUGCUGGAAAUAAUUUUUUUGAAUCCUAAUUAGAGAACGGUUCGGUUGAAAUUUUGUUGCAUUUGUAAAACACUUAAGGAUGCCAGGUUUGUGUGGGGAAAGGGGUGAGGGGUGUGUGUCUCCAAUACAACCUUGCUUGGAGUCUGGGUUGCCUGUUCUGUCAUGUGCUGCUGUUAAAUGGAUGUGGCAGGAUUCUCUUAAGUGCAGAGAGAAGAGGGAAAUUAUUUCAUUGCAUACCAGACUCUAAAUGAAUUAUAUGCCAACCUUACUUAUUUUUUUCACAGCAGAUUGAAUAUCUUUGCCAGGAAAAGAUGUAGUCCUUCCUAUUUUACUAUCCUAUGUUGUAUCCUGUCCCUCCCGACGCCCCAUUAGACUCAAGGCAGUAUACAUGGGGGUUAUCCUAUUCUUACCUUCUCAACAGCCCUUUGAGUUUGACUGGUGCUUUGUCCAAGAGCCCACAGCUGAGUGGAGAUUUGCUCUCCACAUUCCCACAGUGGAGAUGUAAUGGAGAUUUAACUAAUCCAAGUUAAGACUCGGCCCUUUUUUCCAAUUGAGGAGUUAGGGUUCAGGCAACCGUAGUGUUUGUUUGGAUAUGCCAUCUUCUACAGGGAGUAUACAGGGCUGGUGUUUAUAUGGCCUAUAUUUUAUAAUGGAUAAAAUGUGUUUCCAUUUUGACAUAAGAGAUGUAUACUGUACUAAGACGGAAAUUACACUGUUGACUGGAGACAUGGAGAGGAGUUUGUGCUAUUAAAAAAAAUCCAUAGCUGUGUAUUCCACUGAUACUCACAGCAUGAAAUGAAUCCUGUGUUGGCAGAUCUCCUUUUUGUUUUUUAAGAUAAUCUUUAAAAAUACCUAUAGAACCAAAAGGGGGGGAAGGGAUUGACUGAACUAUAUUCUAAUAAAAGCACAUAAGUGGCAGAAAUAAAAAAAGAUCAAGAGUUACAGUACAAAUUAUAAAGGUGAAUAAUAUAAGAAAUGUUAGAUUUUACCUGUGUAGGAACCAAUUAUUAGAUGUUUUGAUUGUUUUAUCACACGUGUGUUUUCCAUCCUGGUCUCCUUUGGGAGAAUGGGCAGGAAAUAAAUGUAAUAGCAAUGGUAGUAGUAGUAGUAGUAAUAAUAAUAGUAGUAGUUGAAAGAAGCAUGUAGUUGGCUGUAUAAAAUGAGAACAGAACCAAUAAUUGCAUUCGAACGAAAAUACAAAACUGUAUUUUACCUUGACAUUUUUUGUUCAAAUUAUAUCAACAGAGACCAUUUUUUAUCAAAUCUUCCAGCAGCAAAUAAAUUAAAUAACAGUUCUAAAGCAGCAGUUUCAAGCCAUCCUCUUAAAUAUCCCUAAAGAAUUAUCUUUGGAUUUAGCAAGGUGCUAUAAACUGCAUUUUAUUUCAUUCUGUCUAGAACUGUGCUCUGAAAUUUUAGUUGGUACAGGCAGUAACAAAAAAUAUGCAUAAAAUCUGCCUUAACAGAGCUCUCAACAGUUGUUAACACUGGACAGGUUUUAAAUAACCUCUUUGGUUUCUCUGAUAAGGUAUCUUGAAAUAAUUUUCUUUCAUGUCGCCUCUUACCAAUCUGAUAAUGACACGGUCCCAAAAGGUUCAAUCUUUCCCCCAUUAUUUAUUGUUGUUUUUAUUGUUGCUGUCUUUUGUAUACAACUUUUUUUGGGGGGGGAUACCACAGCUGUUCACAUAUUACAACCCUCAAAUACAGCAAUAACAGCAGAUAGGAUGAAACUCACUCAUAGCUGAAAUAGGCUUGCCAUACGUCCGGAAAAUUACUGACAUGUCCUGGUUUUUGAGUGUAAAAAUGGCGUUGGGGGAAUUUUGCUGAACUGGCUGUACUGUACAUCAAUGUGAUAGGAAAAGCAAUGGAAACAGCUCAAAAAAUUUAAAAUCAGUAUUUUUGGGUUAGGUUUCCCCAAGAAGCCCAACAAUCUGGGUUUGUUCCCCCCCAAAAAAGAGCUUAAUUUUGGAGUCGGGGGUUUUGCUUUUUGAAAUAUGGCAACCCUAGUUGAAAUAUAUGUUGAGAGUGGGGUCUGUUUUGGCUGCAUAAAAUUGCAGAUUGGGUCACGUACAAUGCCAAACAUGAGGGACCUUCCUGUUCAUUGUUUGACACCAGGCUACAAAUCCAGAUUGGCUUGGCUUGAUGGUUUGCUCAUGAAAUUCUUUCAUGGCCCAGCGAAGCACUUUAUAAGACUCAUGAACUGAUUUCUCCUCUCCCCCAAGCAGUCAGAGGCCCAGAGUUCUUCCAAAUUGAGGCCUUCUGUCGCUUGUUUUAACCUCUCUUUCUACAACACUGAACUGCUCUAACCAAGUGGGAUGGGAGGGGUGCAAUCCAAGGGUUCAUUCUGCGUCCAUGAAACAGAUUGUGAUUGUGUAAAAGCAUGAUGGCAUUCUAGCAUAAUUCCCAUUCCAAGGUUCCUCUUGGAUUCUGACCAGUGUUUCUACUGCUAAGUCUGUUUUGAACUCCUCUUUAUAGCGUUAGGUUGAAUGAGUAGGAAGAGAAUUAAAACUACAUCCCAUUUCUUGCUCCUUGCCUGUGUUUAUUUGGUAAUGUGACAAACCCAUACAUUUGUGCACAAGUGAAGCAAUCUCUUUGCAUUUAUUCACCAUGUUCCAGCCGAUCACAUCCCAUUUUUAAGAUUGUGCUCCUGCUAACAUGUGUUGUAGAACACGGCACAAUCAAAAAGGACCUGUGUAGCCCUUCCAUGUAGUUUGAUUAACUAAUCAAAAACUGAUUAGCACCUUUGUUCAUGGGGGAUGCUGAUUAAUCAAUUACUAUUGAUUGUAAGCAUGGCUUUGUUCUCUGGCAAAGGGAUGCCUAGAGAAGCAGCCAAUAAAAAUUGAGCACCUGUCAUAGCGAUUAAAUUUAUUAAAACAAAAUACAUUAUUUUUUAUGAAGCUAUCUUGAAAUGGGUCACUGAAGGGGAACAUAUUGAUUGAGGAAGGAUGAACUUCUUGAAUUUCGCUCACUUAAAUUAGAGACCAAAUUCAAUUAUAAUGCAAGACAAACAGGUUAACACCAGCUUUAAAUAGCCCAUCAAUAAAUUAGAAUAGGUGCAGUACACUUAACGCUAAACUAGGGCAAUGAAUAAUAUUGUCUGUCCCUGGCUCUUCCAGGCCUUGGUUUUAACCUAUCUGGGUUAUUAUGGGCAUAAACAUGGCCUGCAAUUCGCAGACAGAGACACCAGCCCUUCUGCCACUUUGCGUGGCAUGUCCUUACACAGUGAAUCCGAUUCACUUGACUGGACCUGGGUGCCGUUUGAAGCUCUCACAUGCCUGCUCAAUAUCACAGCCUCCUAUGUCAGUGUAAGGCAGCCUUUCUCUGUGUGUCCCCAGAUGUUGUUGAACUACAACUCCCAUCACCCCUAGCUAGCAAGACCAGAGCUCAGGGAUGAUUGGAGUUGUAGUCCAACAACUACCCACAGGUUGAGAACUGCAGGAGGCCUUCUCCAAAUUUAAUGGAUUGGGCUGUGAUUUAAUGUGCAUGUUUCCAUAACUGUUAGUGCUGGAUAAACAAAAGCUUACUCCACACGCCCUUUCUCUUUGUAGCUUGUGCUGAUCUCCACCCAAAACCCAGCUCCUUGUUGUGCACCUCCCAUUCCUUUCAAAGGCGAUUUGUGUUCUUGCAAAAAGCAAGUUGUGUUGCUCUGCUUGCAAAUUAGCCAGUGAUAGCUUUGCUAUGUGGCUAUUUGCGCUGAGCAAUGAGGUUGAAUAGCUAAAUGCUGUGCCCUUUAGAUAUUGUGGGGGGGGGGCGGGUAAUUAUCUAGGGAUUUUGGCAGGGUGGGCUCAGGAUUAUCAUAGAAUUACAGAGUUGGAAGGAGCCUCAAGGAUCAUCUAGUCCAACUCCCUGCAACGCAAGAAUAUGCAGCAUUCCCAUAUGGGGAUCGAACUUCCAACCUUGGAGUUCUUAAUUUAUGAUGUCCAAAGUGGGCUUUCGAAUAGGAGUUCCCAGGGGAGACAAGUCCUCAUAGGACAUUUGGUCCAGCGUAUCAGCCCUUAUGGUCUGUGGUUUCACAGGUAAAUUCAGUUCCAAUAUAGGCCAAAGCUGAUGCCAAGGUCCUUGAACCAAAGCUUGAUUUCCAUGGCUUCCCUUACAAAUUUUGAAACGAAACACCUUCUCCACGGUGAUGUCUAAAGAUAAAUCACCUGGCAGCAUUAAGCAAAGCAUUUAUAGAUGCACACGGGUACGUGUACGUAUGUGGUGGAAUCAUCAUAGUAUUAAAAAUUCAUUCCCCUUUAGAAACGGUGGAGCUGUUAAAACUUAUGUAGGAGGGAGCCUUAAAUCGAAAUGUGCCGAAAUUAACAGUCAUGCUGAGCCCACACAGAAGAGAUCUAUCAGCCCUUUGGUUUUAUAGCAAAAAUGUGCACAGCAGAAAAUUCAGGCUUGCUAGUAUAGCAUUGCCCCCCCCCCUUUUGCAAAUAGAGUGUUUUAUUACCUUUGUCUACAUAACUUAGUCACACACACACAAAAGUUAAACAAGGAGCAAGAAAACAAGACCCCGUGGAGCAAAUGUGUUAAAUCAUAGCAAUAAAGCAUCCUGUGUCUGGAGUUCCUUAAGUACUUUUCUUAUAUUGUGCCCCAGGUAUUAAAAAAACAGAAGCUUCAAUGUAUUGAGUACCCUGCUGCCAGAGCUAUAGCAGCCCACAAAGAAGGAAGUUGAAAAUGAUUGAAAAGUUAAGAGUUCAGAGGAAGGCUUUGACCCAGCUGCUGAGCUCAACAGCUGCCUGCCCAUCUAGCCUGUGUUUUCUAACUUGUGCAUGAAUGAUCUAGAUUUGGGGUGAGCAGGGAGGUAGCCAAGUUUUGCUAGUGAUUGUUCAGGGGGGCAAAAACAAAAAGGGAUUUUGAGGAGAUCCUAAAAGAUCUCUCCGAAGCAGGUCAAUGGGCAGUAAAAUAGCAAUUGCUCUUCAGUUCAAGUAAGUCUAAAGUGAGGCAAAAAAUACCCUAAUUUCACACAUAUGCUCACGGGCUCUGAAUUGGCCCUGACUGACUAGGAAUGAGACAUUGGGGUCAUAGUUGAUAGCUGUUGGCUGCUGUGAAAAGGGUGACUUCCAUGUUAGGGAUCAUUAGGAAAGGAAUUGAAAAUAAAACUGCUGGUAUCAUAAUGCUAUUCUACAAAUCUGUGGUGCACCCAUGCUUGGAAUACUAUGUACAGUUCUGGUUGCCACUCCUGAGAAAGGAUAUUGAAGAGCUGGAAGAGGCUCAGGAAAGGACAGCAAAAAUGAUAACUGGAAUGAAGCAACUCCCCUUUGAGGAAAGCUUACAACAUUUGGGGCUUUUUAGUGUAGAGAAAAGGCAAGCAAGAGGUGUGUAUGAUGAUGAUGCAGGGCAUGGCAAAAUUGGAUUUCAUGAUACUUUAUCCAAUGAAACUGGAUGGUGGAAGAUCCUGGACAGACAUUAGAAAGUACUUAUUUAGACAGCACAUCGUUAAAAUAUAGAAUUAGCUUCAACCAGAUAUAGUGGCAGCUUUAAAAGAAGACAUUGAGGAUAGAACUAUCAAUGGCUAUUAGCCACAGUGGCUAAGUUCUCUGUCCACUGUUGGCUGCAAUGGGCUUCUGAAUACCACUUGGUGAGAAUCACAGAUGAGACGAGUGAUGCUGCACUCAGGUCCUGCUCUGUGGGCUUCCCACAAAUAUGUGGUUGGCUGUUGUGAGAAUAGGAUGCUGCACUAGAUAGAUGCGGUCCAACAGGGCUCUUGUAUGCUUAUCCCACCACAAUAAAUACCCAUUUCAGAAAGCGCUGUCUGUCUGAGGCCCAUGUUCGAUCUGCAUGUCUUCGACUCCAGAGGGAACACGAGCAUUGAAACUUCAUGUUGCAUGACCCCUGCCAAGCCUGAAGCUUCCUUGGGAAGCACUUUGCGUAAUGGCUACUCUAGUCCUGUUCCUGAGGAAGAUGCAAGUGUGAGGUUGUUCUCCAUAAUAGGCCAUUAAAGCCCGCCCCAAAGCUUCAUUCGCUCUCUAUUUUUUUGUAUGUUAUGUAAUAUUUUUAUUUAGGUCAAGUCCCAGUCAGGCAGAUUUGAUGUGUAUCUUAACAAAGUUGACAUAUAAUCUGUUAGGAUGUCUGCAUCAUUUGGAGCGUGCAUAGGUAACUUCAAAACAGUUUGUUCUAAGCAUCAAGUGUCUCUUUUACGCAGGGUAAUUGCCAGAAUUUUAUUUGCUAAAAUAUUGGGAAACCAAGUAAAAUUGCAUGGCUAAAUAAGAUUAGGAACAGCUAAUUUUCAUUUAACUGCUUUUCAAAUAUCAACACUUACAUCAGACCUGGAGAUCUGAUUUUACACAUCACACAUGAAUAAACUGUCAAUGUCCCAAGUCAAAUCAAUGCGCUAUGAAUUUAUGGCGAAUGUUGCUUCCUUCUGUAGAUAUUUGGGGAAGUGGAUGUAUGAAUUCUCUUUUUUAAUUGAAGUGCCAUUUAGUUUUAAUGUUUUUUCCCUCUCUCUCUCUGAAAGCCUAACAUCCUGUCAAUCCACAUUUUUUGAGAAUGCCAGGCUUGUGUUGGGCUCUUAUUGGCAGGAGAUGAAUUCACUUAUUUGAAACUUUUCUAGGGCAAAUAUAAAAGCAGUAGAUAGGGUGCAAGUGUUUAAGGCAGGAAUUUGCAAACUUGGUUGCAGUGAGUCAGACUCAAAGCACUCCUCUCAUAGAAGCCAAUCAGGCCCACAAGCAGGACACGAGCACAGCAAGACUUUCCCCACUUGUGAUUUCCAGGAACUGGUUUUCAGAGGUGCAGGUUGUGCUAUUGCAAUGGGGGGGAAAUCCUCUUUUGAGGAGCAGCAGUGCUGAGUCUUGUUGCCAACACAGUACAGGCACUUCUGCUGGUAUCAUGACCUCUUGCAGUACUGGCCAGUGUUCGGUGUUCAGACUGCAGCAGCAAAGGUUGGGGGGUUUCAGUGAAAUCUACAUUUCCCCCCCCAACCAAACUUGCCCAUUCACUCUAGCCAAAUCAUUCCCAGCCUAGUAGGUCUUUUUAAAAAAAACAAAACAGUGCAGUUACAGGAUCUUCAGAACAGUUAUGGGGCGAGUGAGCCUGCUCUGCCCCCUGUAAUUUGAGCACCUGUACUACUUGACCCUAUGCAUUUGGGAGCCAGCCUGCUUCCGCAGUUCCAUUUCUCCUUCGCCCACCUUUCCGGAGGCUCCUUGGAGGAAAGGCCGGCGUGCCCCAAUGUAUAUUAACAUCUUAAUGGAAAAGCUGUACAUGUAUAUACGUUUACUGCUCUCUCUGACAAGAGGGAAUUACAUGUCAGAAGGAUUUGUAGCAUCUGUAAUUGAAUUGCUGCUGAGAAAAGCAAAUCUUAAGGAAGAAUAACACAUUAGGAUUAGCAAAUAAUGUGGCGUUUUGUCAGAGCCUGCCAUCUAGCUUGUCCCUCUUCAGUACUGUACCGGUGACUCCCCACCCCCACCCCCCCGCUUCACUCUUUAACUAAAGAGACAAUGUUAACUGGGGCAACCAUUUCAGCUGACACUUACUUUUAAGGUCAAUAUUUGUUUGCAAAGCAAAUCCGUCACACCCCCACCACUGGUUCUGGCACAGGUCGAUAGUCAAUGACACACACACACAUAUUGCAUACGCACACACAAACACAUGAUGGGCUGAGUUGGGGCAUGCUAUAACAUCUAAUGGUCACUUUGUGUUUGUUUUUACAAUUAGCCGUUAACUUUGCACGCAGAAUUUCUGCAAAGCAAAAAGAUUAUCUCCGCCAGCAGAAAACUCCACUAUGCCGUCCUUUGCGUGACUCUUAAUUUCAUGUCCUGCUUCACACGUGUCGUUUCUGCAGGGCUGCUGUACGUCUGGGUUUGUAGAUUGCAACUUUUUAAAUUGCCAGCUCGAUAAGCAGAUAAAUCUCUAUUUCAGCUGGGGAUACUUUUUUUUUCUUUUUUGCACUUGGAAGACUUCAAAGGAAAAGUGUUACAUAAAGAAGUGAAAACGCCUGAUCUAAUAUCUUGUGACACUUUGAAAUAAAAAAAAAAAUUGAUUUGCUUCCAGAAGCAUCUAAAAAUAGCAAGGCUCAUUCCAGUAUUGCACCCCAGCCAGCAGAGACCACCAGCUGGUAGCACAGUGUUUUUUUUGUGGGGUUUUUUUUAACUUUUCAGAAAUCACUCGGGUAUACAAAGUCAAAUCUAAUCUUUGCAUUUUCCUUCUUUCUUUUUUUAAAAAAAUCUAAAUCGCAAACAUAAAAUGUCCCUGAGGCUUUUGCUUUUCUCCUAAAAAUGGAUAACCAACCAAAAUGUGCUUAGAGACUGCAGAGAAGUAGAAGUCUAAGAAGAGAUGCAAGGUGGGUGCUUUUCUGCAGAUGUGGCAUCUCUUCUCCAGUUUCCAGCGCCCAAGAGAGGUGGUUUGCGGAAGAGGAUGUGGGAGCGUCACUAAAGAAUCAGACAACUGGACAACUUCUGUUUGCAACCAAGUUUUUCUGCAGUAUGAAUCUCCCACCAUUAAGGUCAACAAGCCAUAGACCACCACCUCUGCUAUAUACGUAGAUUGAGUUUCCCUGCUCUCCUUUAAUUACAGGAGAUCUAAGAGUGCCUUUGAACAGUCUUAGAAAAGCAAGCAAAUGACUUGUGGCCUGUGGAUGAGACCAGAGUUGGAAUUGGUAUCAGACCCUUGUGCCCUUCAAAGAGUGAAGAAGUCUUCUGUCUUCAGGGCAGAGACUGUUGUAAAGGCACAAGUAAGGGGUUGAUGUUCAGGGAUCCUUCCCUAGGAUGCAGUUCAGAAGUGGGGGCAUUCGGACUGAAAUGAAACUGAAAUAUUGAUCAUGUUAGCAAGCUUUCCGUAGAAUAACAUCUGCAAACUGACUUGAAAAGGAGCGGCUCCCCUCGUUUGAUGAUCUAAUAGGGGAAGCAUGGGCUUGUUAUCCUUUAAGGUGAGGAAGGCACUCUUGACUGUCUUCCACAGGUGCAAUGCUCAUUGGCUUGCAAGCACCGAGCAUUCUCUACACACUGUAGUUAAUUUUUAAUUAACAUGUACCCUCAAAGACGGGAUACUUAGCCAUGCACAAAAUAAAAUAAACUCGGAGCGUGCACUCUGCAAAGCUUCUGUUUUCGUAGAAAUAAUUAAGAAAAAUGUGAGUGCAGAUCCCAGCGGAAGGAAUCGCAUUUAAUAAACUCGGCUGGCCAAAAGCGUGUGGUAAGCGGCACACGGGCUUCUUUGGGGAAGAACAGGCUAGAUGAGGAGCUACUGCUGUUGACUUAAUUGCAAAUUGAACAGCAGCCACGAGAGCUUGGCAAGUGAGUGACAUUGACACAAUAUUUCAGUUGGUCUGUUGCGGGACAGAUGCUCAACUGGCGUAAAUCAACCGAAUGCCAGAAACUGUCACUUCAGCUGCGCCGGGUGUAUAUCAGCUGCAGUGCCCGUAGUUUUGUUGUUCUUUCCCCCCAUGUGUGUCCCAUCUGCAGUGGACAACCUUGGCAGAAAAGGAUGUAUUCUCUCCAGGCACUGUGCAAAGAGCCUUGUCUUGUUUCCCCUAACAUCACUCAAGAUCAUCCUAAUGUCAGAAGGGUCUCUAAACAAUGCUUCUAUGUAUUCUGUAGAGGGCUUUGGAAUUGGUGGGAGCAACCACAGAAAUAAAAGCCCUUUAAGGUUGGGGACAUAGACCUAUUGAGAGACCUGCUACUUCCCAGCUGGCAGGUCAGGGGUUGAAUUUCUGCCUGUGUGCUCCUCCCUCUGCCCUGCUUGUACCAUUACCCAGGAAAUUUUGGUGAAUCCACCUGAAAAUCCAUGGGGACAGGACAGGUGGAACCAGAUCUUACCAGAAUGUGAUAGCAUCUUAGACGGACUUAGACCUUCCCAUGGUAGCUCAGUAGCAUAAAACAGCUAUGACAAGAUGCUGCCAACUGAGUCAAGCUGUGAUCACAGAGACACUGGGAAUGUGAUUGUUGAUCAAGCAACACGAUAAGCCCGUUAAUUGUGGGAAGCAUUAAAAUAUCUUUCUCAUUUAAAUAUUCAUGCGCAAAUUUUUAAAAUAAAUGUUUCCUUACUCCGGAUCCUGGUAUUAUGGAAAAACUGCAUUUUCCCUUGUGAUCUGAAGCUAUUUGCCCAUUUGGGAUUUGUUCAUUCUCCUCCUUGAAAAACUUGUUCUUAAGAUCUGUCUUACUGAGGCAAAUUUUUGUCGCUCUGCCUCUGGGCCACAUUUCGACCCUGCAUAAACACUGCUCCCCCGGAAACGAGAGAUAAUCUGGAGCAUACUCUUCUUACUGUAUAUUAAGAGAUGCCUUUGCAGGAGAUGGUCAUGCAAACUAGUUUGCAUCCUCUCCAUGAUUUGCCUUUUGGGCUUCCCUGGGGAAUGGAGUCUUGGGACCUUAGUUAAACAUCCGGCAGGCAAGUAACACAAGAACUGUCCCCAAAGCAUGUCUGCUUAGCUGUGGGAGAAACUCGUAAUGCAGAGCUGAACUCAUGGGGUGCGUUGCCAAAGAGCACUUUUACCUUGCUCCCAGCAGAGCAGUGGUUGUGGUCCUGUUUUGUGCGGACUUGCAAGCUUGCCAGAUGCUGCUGGUGCUCAUCCUCAGUCGACAGUGCACAGGGCCCUUGAGUUGCACAGUAACCGUGUGUGGUGGACUGCUGCUGACCUUAGCCCACUUCUCGAUGCCCCGAUGUGAACCUCGGUUUUUCCUCUUUGCGGUUUGAAAGGUGGCGGCGGAGGCGGCAGCAGCGAGGACCGCUCUGAAGGACCCUUCUCCUAAUUGAAACUGUUUUUAAUUAAACCGUUUUACAGCGCUCUCAGUCACGAGUUAUUUACUUACAUCCUUUGGUGCUUAAUCUUGGAGCAGAAUUGGAAAUAUCAAUGGGAAGCAUAAAUUCCCAGCCCCUGCUGCAAGCAUUGUAUCAGGUCUCGCCUCCAAAGAGCACCAUUACCUUUAGCUGUCACGGAUCUGUACACUUGAUCGAUAAACUUCAAAUAUUAUUAGAGGUGGAGGCUUCAGAGAUUGACUCUGUUCUUUGGAGAGAGGCUGAGAUAAAUCUUUCUUAAAAAAUUGACUGGAAUUUGCACACUCGCUCUUCCUGGUGAAACGCAUUUCUCUUAGGUGCCUGGGCAGCUGCAGGGGGUGGAGGGGCAGAUUUAUUGGCUGUAUGCUUCUUGUAGUGAAAGAUUUAAAUGGUAAAUCCUUCACAUAUGACUUCACAAAUCAUGUAAAGUUAAAAGAAUUUUACCAUUUCUGUUGCUGCUGCUGUGCUUAAAUUGUAAGGGAUGGCCAGUAAAUCAUUUUAAUGGAGGUGUCACAGUUGAACUCAAUAAAAAAAGGGGGGGCGGCGACAAUGGUUUUAGCUUCCAUUCCAAAAUGUUAAUGUAUUAAUCAACGAGAGAAUAAUUGUUUUUUACUACAUUAUAAAUCUCGGUUGCCAUUGGAAUUGCAGCCAGGGCUGUUGUAGCUGCAUUCUUAAAUUAAAAUUGUUUACAUUGCUAUACAUUAAUUUUACACAGCCAUCGCUCAUUCUGGGUUCGUUGUGGGAUUUCUCCCCAGCCGCGCAAGUCCUUCCUCUCCAGGUGGAGGGAGGGAGCAGCAGCUUAUAAAAACAAAUUAAUUGUGUGGCAAGUUAUUAAAUAAAUAAAAUAAAGAAGCAUGUCGUGAUUGCUUGCUAUCUUCAUUUCAGAGAAAUCUUGCGGCGGGGAUCAACAUCCACAGAAUUUGAAAUUAUCAGGCUAGGUUUUGGAAGUGCUUUCUCCUUGAGUCAGACAGCAAUUUGAGAACAGGGUCCCUUUUUUUCUUUCUGUCCUUUUUUUUUUUUUUUUUUUUGCAUGCACAGUUUGGCUGUGUAAAUGGUUAUUUGAGAUGACAUCAUCUGGGUUAAGUGCUGGGGACAUCAGCGUGGAAGUUUUUGCAACAACAACAAAAACGAUUCAGGGCUCCAUGUGCUUCCUUCCUCUCCCCUUGCCCCAGCUUUGCCCAUCUUGACUUGCCCACUGCAUUUGGAAAUGUCUCUUAUUGCUGCUCUUGGUGAGCCGACUAGGCUGGGUUGCUUGUUCUUCUGCCUGAGCUGACUUGCCUGGGUACUCCUAUUUUUCCCCCUUGUUAAAAAACAAAAAGCCACACACACUCACAUAAAUACUCACAUAAAGUGGAGGAGGGUUGUCCUGAUUUGCAAGUGGCAAUUAUUACGGAUAUUAAUACUUACUGUUUUCUAAUUGUGGCAGAUUCUCGAGCAGGUGAGGAAAGUGCCAUCACCGCUGUGGACCAUGCCGUGAUUGGUGGAGUCGUGGCCGUGGUGGUCUUUGCGAUGCUCUGUCUCCUUAUCAUUCUGGGACGAUACUUUGCAAGACACAAAGGUAAAUCGGCAAGAGUAGGGCUUAACUGAACUCCCCACCACCACCACCCUACAAAAAUGGAGAGGAGGAGUCUAUAUGCAUCUCACAGCCAUCACCUGUUUAGAGUUUUGCAUGCGAGAGAAUGAGCCGCUUGGUGCCUGUUUGCAGCUCCUGCUUUCCCUAAUUUGUCACUUGGCUGCCAUUUUUUAAAAGGUGGCUCUUCCUGAGAAAGUCCAGCCAUACAGGAAUCGCACAAGUUCAAAUCAGAGUGAGGAACCAGGAACCAGUGCUCUCAUUCUCUGUAUGGGAUUGUCAGGAAGCCCAGGCAGAUGACUUCACAAAGUUCAGAAGAAGGAGGCAGUGCCCUCACUCUGAUUUGAACAUGUUGUGCAUUUGUUCCUUAGGAGUUCCUAUGAAUGUUCAUGGGUGUUCGUUUCAUGUGGACUGAUUUUUUUUUGGCAAGAUGUAUCCUUGUUUUAGCUCGACAGGGGCUGUCUGCAACAGGAAUGGGACCCAGGUUCCAAUUAUGAUCCACGCCAUUCUUUUUUAAAUACAAGAAAUACAUAGAGUUACCAAACUGGACAUGCAAGUGUUACUUCUCUAGCAAAAUGAAAAUUUGAGAGCAUUUGGAGGGCUACUGGAUAUGGAGAGGAGAGGACAACCCUCCGCCUAUGGCAACCAUGCACCUUUCAAAGGCACAAAGGACCCUUUGCAAUUGAUGGGAUUUGCAAGUAUCCAAUUCCAUAACCUGUUUUGCUUUGAUGCUUAUUGCAGUUAUCCCAGUUUGCCAUCCUUCAGCGGCAGGGUGCAUGGAUACAGAGGGCUCUUAAAACAGCGGCAGGGCACAUGCUCUGCAUGCAAGAGAUUCUGGAUUCAAUGCUCAGCAUUUAAAGGGAACAGGCAGCAGUUUGGGGAAGAGACCUCUGCCUGGUGCUCUGCUGCCUACAAGUAUAUGCAAUGCAGAUAGUUGGUGCCACCACCAUGGAACCCCUGUCUCAGCCCCUGCGGUUGCUCCUCUCUUUGCAGGUACAUACUUCACUCACGAAGCCAAAGGAGCUGACGAUGCGGCCGACGCAGACACAGCUAUAAUCAAUGCAGAGGGAGGACAGAACAACUCUGAAGAGAAGAAAGAGUACUUCAUCUAGAUCCGUCUUGAUUUCCAUGAGGUGUCCAACUGCGGACAGUUACUGGCCCUGUGUAGAAGAUACAGACUGUGAUGUUGGAAGUUGCUACCAGCUUAUGGUUUUGGGGUUUUUUUUUAACUUUGUCUCUUUUCUGUCUUUUUCUUUCUUUUCCCUUCCAGUGCUGUUUAUUUUUAUUUCUUAUUUUUUUUAUUGAAUGGUUGGCAAAGUGUGUGGGGAGCAUCGAGGAUUCCCUGUGUAAUAGAGUUCUUUGUAAAGUACAUUCUGCUGUUUGGCACCUCAGUUCCUUUGGGUUUUUAAUUCUCGGGCCGAGUCCAACUUGGAUUUAGUUUAGUUCCAUCAUUUGCAGAAAAUUCUGUGCCUUGUUUUAUUUCUUGUUUUGUUGGAAGGGGAGGGGUGGAGAGCAGAUGGUUUCAUGUUCUUUUUUUCUUCCUAGCUUCUCUUGGAAUUGCCUGCUGGGAUCCCUUGAAAGUAGACUUGGUUUCUUUCUUUUCUUUUAAGUGUUUUACCUUCAUUUUUUUAAACUCCUGGGUUGUUUUUGGUUGUUGUUGUUGUUGUUUGAAACUGUGUCAUCAAAGGAGAACCGGCACACCUUAGAUUCCAUCGUUUGAAAUUCAGUGUAUUCAUCAUCCACCCUACUCCCUUGUCAUGAGAGCUUGGAAGGACACACUUUUUAGGAGAAUGGUUUGCAGCUGCCCAGGUUUCCAACGCAGCGAAGACUAGCCGAAAUAGGCUGAAACAUCUGGAAUAUGCUCUGCUUUUCAUUGAGACCCAGAACCAUGCUGAGUUACCUGCAAGCAAAGUGGACCCUGGGAGAGAGCGGAGUCUGUUCUUUAUUCAAGGUCUAUAGACUGACUCCUCUUUGCUGGACAUGCCCAUAUUGUCUGUACAGGAACAGGGUAUUGAGUGCAUUCCCCCGGUUCUUGCCCUAAACAGCCGUGACAGAUGAGGGCUGCUCCUUUCGUGCAAGUAGGCAAAUUUGAGUUGUCGCAGAAGGGAAAGCGGGGAGGGAAGAAAUGCGAAGUUCUGCUCUAAUUAUUUUCUGUUGCAAAUGAUCCCCACGCUGGCUCCCCAUUGGCCUCGCAUCGCUGUAAUUUACAGGAAACAGGAAAAAGAAAAAACUUUGUGAUGUGAAAGGAAUACGAAUCGGCCGACUUCUUUUUCUUUUUCUUCAUUAUUAUGUUAUCUGUCUUGGUUUGCCCCCUUCUUCUUCCUCUCUUCUUCUCUUUUGUAUCUUGCUAAAGAGGGCACAGAGGGUGAGGCGCUAUGAUUGCGGCCUGCAGGUACUGUACAUUACAGGUAUUGGUCAUGCUGAGGUAUCCGUCCACAGACUGUGUGGAACUUUUCAUUCCUUCAGAUUUGACUUCACAAAAGGCAGGAGGGAAGAGAAGAAAAGACGCCUUGUUUUCAUGCUGGACUACCCUGCAUCUCUGUUCCAGAAAGGUCAGAGCAGAGGUGGAGAAAUCAGCAUGGAAGGUUUUUUUCCCCCCUUCCAGUUACUCAAUCCAAACUCUUAAACGCUGAGUUUGUAUGAGGAAAUCAAGAAUACAUAUAUAUAUAUUCUUUAUUUCCUUUUCCCUGACUCUGUACCUUCCAAACGCAGCCCCUGGCCUCCUUCCUCAGCCUUAAGAGCCAUCUGCCAAUAAAUUACUGAUCCUUGCAUGAUGGUAGUCAUGGUGAAGAGAUAACUAAAAAUAAGUUUACCUUGUGAGUGUUGGAGAUCUGAAGCCUCGGGAGGAAGAGAGCCAAGUCUGUGUGUCUGCCACUUCCUUUCCUUUUCUGGGGAGGGGGAAGCAUGGUACCCCACCCCCCUUGGGGAUAAUGUGCUGCUUCUAAACCCUUUUACCAAAAGGAGAAAGCGACGUGUGAUGUGAAUCAGGAUUUUUUUUUAAAAAAAAUGAGGCACCAGAUAAAGGGUUGGCAUUAAGAAGAGGCUAGCUCAUGAGGGAACCCCUCAGUUCAUUACGGAAUUGAGGAAUUUGAAGGAUUAAUUUUAGCGUCAGUCAUGUUACGUACAUGCCAAGUUUUAUUAGGGGAGAAUAUCAUCUCUAGAUGUAUUUUAAAGGCUUUAAAAAAAUAGUUACGUUUGUGGGUUUUAGGUUUGUUUAAUUGUUGGCAGAGCCAUUCAGAUGCUACCUUUCAACACAAAAUGAAACCCCUUUCCCCUCUUCUUUUUCGUACAGUAUUUUCCUUCCCCGCCCCCCCUCUCCUUUAGAACCAUGAAAACGCAAUUGACCUCUUGCAAAGUUUUGCAACGUGCCCCUCUUGUUUCUCUGCCUUCUGUACUGCUUGAGACAACAGGUCAACCCCAUGGAAGGGCAAAGACAGUGAUUGAAAAAUUGUGGGGGUGGGUUUUGGGGAGGGGGCUUUUUUCUACCCAUUGAUCACAGAACUGGCAUACCGUUCCCUGAGCAGCUCAUCUUUGUUUUGAAAAGUGUACAGUCGUGCAAGUGUUCCCAAUGUAACUUUGACUUAAUAAUGUUGACAUGUCUCAGGUUCAUGUGUUUUGAUUGGUGUUUUCCGUCUCAGGUAGAUCGCGAAAAGUUUUUGGCCCCACACGUUGGAAGAGAACACAACGAGCAACCACAACAGGAACUGAUGGGUUUUAGUUGUAUAUCAAGUUUUAAAGGGUUUUUACUUUUCUUUCUCCCUGCCCCCCUGCAAGUAUACAGUGCACUGUUUGAAAUGUAUUGUUAAGUAUUGAUUUGUACAGGGUUAGAUUACAAGGAUUUUGUUAAGAGUGGAGAAAGAACAAACUUGUUUCCCGGGGGUUUGCAGCUUGAAGAUUUUUCUUGGGCUUUGUGGUUGGGGAGUUUAUUUUUUAUAACAUCAGCAACAGCAAAAUAGGAAUGUUGCCAAGAAAAAUAUGGGAUGCAUAACUGAUGCCAAAUAAGCUUGUUCUUUACUCACCGCCAGUGACAUUUCGUUACUUCUGCCCCCUUAGGCCGAUUCUGUUUUAAGGUGUCCAUGGACAAUGUUGCAGUGUAAGAAAACGCAUAUUCAUAUCUUCCCAUUCACAUUUUGUAUUGGUUCAUGUAUACCAUUUUUACAAAGAAAAAGAAGUACUAUAAAGUAUCUGUCUUCUUAAUAAAAACAAAUUAAUGUUACAAAACUA